Messenger RNA from Xyrichtys novacula (pearly razorfish), 53170 nucleotides. Lineage: Eukaryota; Metazoa; Chordata; Actinopteri; Labriformes; Labridae. The record is from the annotation of a GenBank genome assembly.
GCAAUCGAGCGCGAUCAACUCGAACAGUCAGUGAGCAAACAAGGGAUAGGAAGCAAGAUGGCAUCUACCGAUCAACCUGAUCCACCAACACAGGUGUAGAUUUAUGUCAUUUCAGCUUUCAUCUCUUGAUGCCUGUAAAACAGUACAUUCAUGUCGUGUGUUAGUGUUUUCAGACCCAUGGUUUCUCCUAAGUUACGGUUGUAACUGGUCAGCUAGUGAGGGUUAGCAUACCUGCUAAGAUAGCAUGCUAACUCCUGCAGCGUUUCAAAAGUUGUCUUUCGGACAAGCUUGAGUUUACAAGUGGACAUAAAGAGCCGAGCUGACACUUUAGUGCGUCCACAUGUUGCUUAUCUGGUUGACUAAUGUUUGCUAUUUACCUCGACUAUAAGUCCGUGUAUGCAUUUGAGAUGUUACUUAGCCCUCUGUGUUUUGUUAAGAUUAUGGGGUAAGGUCAUUGUUAGCCCUACAAACUUGUACCUGUGUAACUUCCUCUCGGACCUGUGUCACAACGGGCACUGGUCAUCCGCAGAAAGUAGACUGUACGAGAAGUCUGGGCUCAUAUUUGCAACAGAAGUUCGACACACUCGCACUCACGCUGCCAUGUUUAUGAUACUUUGAACCCAUGUCAGCAUGCUGUACAUAAUGUGCUCUUCAGCCUCCAAGUUUGCAUGGUUCAUAAUAACCCAUUCAGAAGUUACAUUUGUUGUAAAACCCACAUAAUCAAAGAAGCAAAAGGGGAGAAUACGAAAAGGACCAUAUCCAUGAUGGCUAUUGAAUGUUAACAUUGUCCAAACAGUUUCCUAAACCGUGGUUAAAACUAUUUACUGUACAGUCAUUACACUCAAACAACACCAGACAGUAGCCAUCCAAGACUUGAGACCAUGUUAAGUACUUGUUUUGAAAUUUUGUAUGAUUAUUUUCAUAUGAAGUAAGCAUUCAAUGAAACAAAAAUAAAGGUCUGAAGUAUUACAAAUCGACAUUGUACAAUUUACUUGUAUUUAGGUGUUUCAAGAAACUGGGUCAGCAGCUAAACAACAACAUAUUUGUUAGGAGACAGAAAUGUUACGUUUCUCUUUCCUAUCAUACUGAAAAGAUGUUUGUGUUAUGUGUCUUUCAACUUUAGAUUAUUUUUUUUUAGUGUCUUUAGGUUUAGUUUAGGUUAUUUUUCAGCAGGAUUAAUAAUUCAUUCACAAAUAUCUGCAGGAUUAAUAAUGUAUAGAUAGAUAGAUAGAUAGAUAGAUAGAUAGAUAGAUAGAUAGAUAGAUAGAUAGAUAGAUAAUGUCACUCCUAGUUAAAAAAAUCUGUUCCUGUAUUAAACCAGCAAAGCCUUUAUUUUCCACUAGAUGGCAGUCUAAUACAAGAUAUUUCUUUCUUUUCUCAGCCUGUCCCUCCACCUGGAGAUGUUCCGGCAGCUCCUCCUAGAGAAGCAUUGGUAAGAAACUGUUUUACUGGAAUAACUAAGAAACAACCUUUUCCCUAUUUUAUUUUAUUUUAUUAGUCUGUUGCUUUGCUCAGAUUUAGCAACAAGCAAAAAUAUCAGCUACAGCAACAUAUUCCACCCACAGCUCUACCACAAAGUCGACUUUUUAUUACACUUUUAAAAUAAUGUCAUUUAGUAGACACUUUUAUCCAAAGCAACAUACUCUUCAGAGCAAGAACAACACAAGCGAAGAUCUACACAAGAGUAGCAAGAGCCACAAAGUGCUCCAGGUCCUUUUAGACGCAGGUACUGCCAAGCAGUGUUACAGGCAAUGCAUAAAGUGAAUAAAGGUUUUUUUUUUUUCAUGAAGUCGACAAUUUCAGGCACAUUAAUUUAUGUAGCAUAUUCCAUUACACUACUACAUCUUCAAUAAUGAAUACAAAGAACAAUAAUCAACUCUCUGUUUAUGUCAACAAAAAUGGACAAAUGUUCAUAAUGUUCUGGCUCUUCUUCUGUAUGUAGAGAAAAACUAUAUGUAUUUUCUUUUGACUUGAACGAGUUUGCCCUCACCUCUUCAUUAUCUAAACUUUUCCCACCUGACUUUUUCCUUCCUUCUUUUUAAAUAUCACUCAUUUCUCCUGUGAGAUCAAGUGUUAAAAGCAUCCAAUUAGCAAAAAGUAACUUGAGCACUAGACUGAUGUCCCCCCGCCCAUAAUGAGAGUGAACUUGUCUUAGCAGAGCACAAGGAUUGGAGGACAGAUUUUAUUCUAUCAGAGUAGUUUCAGGAUUGCUUUAAUCAUGCCACGUGUGCCCUGACGUACCAGUUCAGUUAGAGGUUCUGCAGGAUUGUUUUUCAGUCUGGAUAAUGACCUGAGAUGGGGCAAAACUUAUCACAUACAGGUUUGCAGAUAGUCUUCAGACACUUAAAGAGGAAAAGUGUAAAUAAAGUUAAACUAUAAAAACUUAUACACUUUUGAAAAAGAAAAUGGUCCUGGAUCAACUUUCCAUACUUGAUCCUGGAACAUUUUUCCCAACAAAACAAAGUCGACCAAUCACAGCCUGCUGACUUCAUCACUGGGAUGAGCUCGUGCUUCAGACAAGGUUUCUUUUUGCUAAGAUUAUUUUUAAAAGUCAGUGCAAAUGACAAAUCAUGAACAAUUUUUUGUCUUCAAUUUUCAUCUUUAUAAUCUUGUACUUGACUACAGCUGGAACUGAAUGAAUUCUGACAGGGUUGGUGAGUUAGCUGGUUAACAAAGUACAGCUUACUAUCAGUAAAAGUCUUUCUGGUGAGCUGGGUGUUGUUCACUUUGUAGUAAAGUAAGCGAGCAGCAGGUAUUACACCAAAAACAGUUUUUCUAAUUCUUCUGCCUACAGCACUCAAAGAAAGUUUCCCUGAUCAUUCUUGUAGAUGUAGUGUUAAAACAACUGAACAUUUGCAAAUAUUCGCAGUGCUGUUAUAUCGUUAUGUUUAGUUCCAGCUUUCACAUUGCAGUUGUUGAAAUAAGAUGAUUAAUUUUCACUAAUUGUUGAUGUUCAUAGGUGAGACAGCUCUUAAUUUUGAAGAAACAAAAGUUUCCGUUCAGCUGACGGGCACAGAGGUUUAUGUGCCUAAAAGUUGCAGAAGUUGGUCGGUCAAAUCUUAAUACAAAGUAAUCACAACGUUUUAUUUCUGUUUAAAUAAAGUGUCUAAAAAAAAAAGAUAAUUCAAGUGAUGAUAAUGAUCAUAGCCAGGACUGUCUUAUCGCUAAGUGAUAUGAAAUACAUCACAGGUACAUUCACUGUCCUUGUGUGGACAACACAUCCAGGUUGGAGCAGUGCUGCAUUGUUCAGCCUACAUGUCUCAAUGUCAUUCACCACCAUUCACUCUUCAUCCUCCCCCCAUCAUCCCUUCAUGCCAAGGCUAAUUUAAUCCUGGGGUUAUUGAUUGUGGGAGCAUUCUCCCAGGCUUUCUUUCAAUUUACUUCAAUUUCAUCAUCCCACUGCGCUUCAAGACUGCCUCCUCAAAAAGGGAAGAAAUUCUUGUUAUGAGGGUCCUGAUUCGAGACUGGUUGACAAGUCUCCCCCACCACCAUCACUUCCAGCCCUUUUUUUCUCCUUUCUCUUUUUGAUGAGCUGCUCUUUCCCAGUUAAGUGGAUUAUUACAGUAGGGAUAAUUCUUGUCACAUGGCAUUAUUUGGAUGAGGUGAAUAAUUGAAAUUUGUGUCUGAAAGGAUUUUAUCUGGAUGAGAGGAAAGGGAGUGCUGGCAGGGUUGGGAGGGUAGAGAGAGGGAGAGAGAGAGAGAGGGUGCACACACAAUUGCAUUGUACAUUUAUGUGCACAUGUGCAUGUCAGACAAACCAGUGUGUCAGGCUGGGGACACCAGUCAUGUUAACAGGUUCUGACUCACCUCACCCAGAUCAGCAGGCCCUGGCACAGUGCACGGCGUGGGCUCUCCUCUGUGGCAAGAGGGCCCAGCUCAGGGGCCAGUGCCACAGCCUCUGCCCCCCUCCAGGCCAGGGGGGGCAGUCUGGACCUGCAGUUGUAGAGAGAGGGACAGAGAGAGAGGAAGAGAGGAAGGGUGGGAGAGACAGUGUGAGUGUGUGUUCCAUAGAUGACUGGUAUCCCAGCCUCUGCCAGCCGCUGCUGUUGCCUCUGGCUCUGCUCUUUGCUCACUCUCACCCCAGCCUGGUCUCUCUUCAUCUACACCCCCCCAACACACGCACACAUGCACGCAUGCCUUUAACCCUUUACCACCCUCUCUCUCCCCUGUUUCUCCCUAGUCUUUGUGCUUCCCUCAUGCACUGAUACCCUGCUCUCACCCCUCAUCUCAUCCAUUCAGUGUGGACCUGCUGAGGUCAAAAGUUCUUUUAAACAUUUCAAAACAAGAAUAACUGUGAAAAUCUUCUCAGUCACAGGAUCAGAUCAGAAAGCAGGUCGACUUUACAUUGACAAGUGGUAGGCAAAACUCCUGCAAUACAAAUAUUGUAUGUCUAGUGUGUAAGAUCAGUACUUUAACUAUAAGAUUAAUGUAUCACUCUUUCCUAUUUGGGUUGCAGCGUCACUUCCUCUGACCCAGUGGCACUAAUCCUGAUCUUUACUUUGAAGGGCAUUUCCAUUCAUUCCAAGUCACCAAACCUGAAGUGCUAAGUGUUUAGUUGAGUUUGAGUUGAGCCCUUAUUAUUUGUAUACAUUAUUUCCCAUAAGAAGGACUGCUGGCCACACCAAAGAUGCCACACCUUAUUUACUAACAUUAGAUUCUGACUGAUCUCAUCAGCAUGUUUAGAAAUCAAAAUUAUCAGUAAAGCUGUAGUGGUGUAUAUUGUGAAUAAAUGAGUUCCACACCUCUCAACAUGGAGAUCGAUUCACUUGCAGUGGGAUCAUUGCAGGUGUCGAAUUCAGUCAAAAAUACCUGCAGCCAUAAGCUAGGAAGCAUAAUUUACACUGACCAAACAUCUUUGACCUGAUGGAUGAGUGUGCAGUUGCUAACACUGCACUAAACCUUCUAACAGGAACAUAAUCAACAGUUGAAGUGGGUUAGCUAGCUAUAGUGUCUCACUUGCUUACUUUUCUGGAUGCUUUUUAAAACGAUGUGCGUUAAAGUUGAACUUUGGUCCUGUCCUUUCCUCCAUAUUUUUUAAAAUUACAUAUGAAACAGAAAGCAUUUCUUUUGUCUCUUUGAGUGCAAAAUACACAAUUUCCAUCAGGUUGAAUCGGGUUGAAUGAGAAUGGACUUGUGUAUUUGAUUUGAGGUGCUCAGGGAUUUUCCUUUAAUACAAUAUUGUAUACAGAAAGCACAUAUGUAAGAAAUAUUGAUGUUCUGAGGAUCUGGAGCUUCUGAAACCAAAGAGAAAUCAGAAUGUUUGACUGGUUGGGUGACUUAGCUGAAAAAGUGAGUCUUGUUGAGUCACAGAAUGUAUUGAACGCAGUAGAAAAGAACAAGAAUUUCAAUAGAAAAAAUGUAAACAAAGUUGCUUGUAUGCUGGUUACAUGUUAACCCAACCAUUACAACAUGUAACCAGCACAGGCAUGUGGAUGUUGACCUGCAAGUAGGCUUGAAGGCUGGGGUUGCUAGCUCUGCUAACAUUAACCACAUGCAGCAAAUUGAUUCGGCAUCAUAUACCCAUAGACUUUCAUCCUAAUUCAGUUCUGUUUUCUGAGUUUUUUCUUACUUGGGCUCAUUGGAAUUGAAAUUUUACUCAAGCAUUCAUUCAUAUAUCAGGAUAUCUGACUGACUGAAGAGUAGGCCUACCCUCUGGUUCACCUUUUUCAUGUGAUAUCUGCCACCAUGAGGAGUUAAGAAGUAGUGACAUGGUGAGUCAAGCUGGCAGGAAAAGCUUCAUGGUAGUUUCAGCUAAAAUACUUUUUAUAAUUAGGACCAACAUGGAUAAUUGUUUCACACAAGUUGGGAUGAAAAUGUAUCUUCAUGUCGCUAUGUUAUUCCCCCCUGCAUCAUCCUAUCAUAUUGUACUGUAUAAACUUAGUAUCACGAGUUAUCCUGCCAUACCCACCCUUAAUAUUGACAUAAUUACACAGAAGAAUGUUGUGGUUUUUGGUCUGAAAUUGUUAUAAAUUUAAUUAAAAUGUUUUUGUCCUCAAGUUUCAUGGCUGUUGCAAGUUAUUCAAAUUUUAAAUUUAUAACCUAAAACUGUGAUGACUGAUUUGAUCAGCUAACUGAUUCUUUUUUAAUCAAAAAAAGCUGGAAUUUAGUUCAUUAUCUGUUCAUUUGCACAGUGUUUUUUAAGAUUUGUGGUUAAAUAGCAGUCUUGAAAUAUCAUAAUAUGAAAAAAAGGCCUUUUAGCUCAGUCUACAAACCCUUGUUUUGUCUGAUUGUUUGUCCUGUCAUUUGCUCUCUGCAGGCUUACACUUCAUAGCCCCAAACAUGUGGGGAUGCAAGCGGUUUAUGUGUGCAGGAGUGUGCAGAUGUACCAUUUGCACACCUCGGUUUGUGCAAAUGUAGAUUUAACUGAGUGUGUGUAUGUGUUUGGGUUUGUGGGUUUUUGCGCAGCAAAGGGAGGGUGGUAAUGGGAGGGGAAAAAGAAUUGUAAGAAGAACAUCCCCGGUCUCACAGCAACUUCAAAAGCUCCUCUUCCCCAGGAUAUUAAGCGACUGUGAUGAAAAAUUUAGCAAGCGUUAAAUAAGCCGCUUUGAAGUGAUCUGUUUUGGCUCAGCAGUCUCCAAAUUUCCGUAGCCCCACUGCAAUAGCCACCGCACGUCAGAGGGGGGAAGGAACAGUGUGAUAAGUGCAGGAGUUGUGGGGGACCUGGCAGGUUGGAAAGCAGUCCAGCCAGUGUGCUACUGUUCCCCUUUUUCUCUUUCACUGCUUCUUUUUCUCCUCAUUUCACCUCUCCCUUCCUGACUGCUCCUCUGCUGAUCCCUGUGAAGCAGGCAGACAGAUGUUCAUCAUAUGUUCCCUCUGAAUUUUUUUUUUUUUAUCACUUGUGCGUGGGUGUAUCACAAAUGUAGCACAGUGGUGAUACCAGGAAGUCAGAGGUUAUGCUGGGGUUCAUGACUCAGCUUUUUUUUUAAGUCUUGAAUGGCUCUCCACAUGGGGCACAUGUUUGUGAAAAAACACUCUCUGAAAAACAAUCUGCGCGCCUCUCUACAGGGUGAAAUAUCCUGCACUAUUUAAAAGAAGGAAUUUAUUACAUUCUAAGUGAUUUGAACCUUUAUGCAUUUGCACCACCAUAAAGCAAAAGUAACAAGAAGUUAAUCUGUUAUUUGAUAAUUCAUAUUUCAAUCCAUUUCACAUUCAUCACUUUUAAACCCAUUACUUUAAUUUUGGAGGACUCUUGGUUUCAACAUGCUCCAAAUUAAUUAUUAGGGCAGAAUAAGAAAUGGGAGUCAGUAAUGAGUCUGGUAUGGUAACUCUAUUCUGUCAAGAAACAGGGCUACCAUUUAGCUAGUCAAGGGAACCUUCUGUGAGAUUUUCCUUUUUUCCUCUUUGCUCAUUACUUUAAUUGUAAUUGUAAUCCUUUAUUGGAGCUGUCUGCAGUAAAGGAGAGUUAUGGUCCGAGUGGGGGCGCGAGCCAUAGUGAUAUUUCAUGAUUAUUGGAGAAGACGGUCACUAGGUGGCAGCCACUAGUUCGGCCUCGCUGUAAUUACUGAGUGGGAAGUGAUGGCGAUGAAACUGUGUAUGGGUGUGCGUGCAUGCAAGGGUGUGUGAAGAGAGAUUUCUGAUUCUUGCGUGUCUGGAACGAGAAAAGUCGAAUAAAUCUGAACACCUGCCGUUUCCGGGACAACAUCCUGUCACACUGCUUUAUGGGAGCAUGGAGAAAAAGCACCAUAAAUCAUUAUAUUUCUUGUUUUUAACUUCUGAUGAGUUCACUUUGUUUGGAUGUUUUCUGUACGUAUAUAUGAGUGUGGGUUAAUGUAGUGAAGAUAUUGCAUCAGUGCUGUUCUGUCGGCCCAUAGGUUUGCAUGUGACACAUCUGCACUCUUCAGUCUGUUUCAGGGGUCAUGCUGAAGAUUUCUCUUUGCUCCAAAAGACGCUCUAUUCUCUGUUUUCUCAGCAUAACACUCAUUGUGCAUCAUGCGCUGUUUGUUUCGGUGGUUAAUGAUACAGGAAGGGCCCUCCAUUUUAUUGUUGCUGUGUUGCACUUUUUCCCCUCCUCGCCCAACCCUGCAGCUAGCCUCCUUAGAGGACUCUGUAUGAAUUCUCACUGUCAUGUCCAAGGACGAGUGGCGCAGGGUCAGCUAAUUGCUUUUAUGAUUAUGAUUUCACGUCAGAUUUAUCGUGCAUGCUCGGAGCACAUCUUCCAGGUCCUGCCGACGUUGCUGGCUCAGAUGGGGAAAAUGAGUUUACAGCUUCUGGCUGUGACUUCUUGUUUAAGUGCAGGUCACACUUUUUGACUCAUUAGAGUUGAACGCAGGGGGGUGAAUCACACAGGCUUUUCCUGUAAAAGCCUCUGUUUUCUAUGUCAGUAACUGUGCUUGUUUUUCUCAGAUUUGGCCACAAAGGAGCACUUCUUUACUUUGUCUUUAACAUGUGCUGAAGUUUGGAGGUCAUGAGUGAAGAAUGACACAGACAGAGAUUUUUGGUUUUUCUGCCGUUUGAACUUUUUUACGAGCCAUAAAUCUCUCAUCCUUGUUUCUGUUCGCAGAUGAAAUCAUUACUCUUACUCUCCUCAUGGUAUGCCAGAAUUAUCAGUCGACUUCUUUUUGAUGUUGGUGACUUUUUUUCCCCUCGCGGUUCCUCCCAUUGCUUUGAAAAUGAUGCGCACAGAUGAGUCCAACCCAUUUUAUACAUUUUAUUUAUUUUGUGGUUUCUCUGUCAUGUGCAGAGCCGGACCAGAUCUGCCCUGACAAUGACAUUUUUAUCUUUGAUUUUGAGAGGUGCUUUGGGAAUCUUUUUUAAUUCACUGUAAAAUUCAUCAUAUGUGAACUAGAAGCUGUUGUUAGUGCAUGCCAAUAAUACACAUAUUUUAUGUAGAUAGGGUUUCAUGUCAUGACCUGAGGCUCUUGAUUUGUAGCAGUAAUCUGACCUCCCUGUGACCCUCUUGGCUGGGCCGCAGUGUGACUCGUGACAGAUGCAGCCUGGGAAUAUGGUUUUGAUAGUUGUCCAAUGCUCAGUGGAAUGUUUAAGCUAGUUUCACGCAAAGUUCAUUUUGGAGACACAUGUAAAGUCUGUGAUUAAGCUGAAUUCAAUAAACUUUAAUGAAUACUUAGGACUUUAUUUGUAGGGUUUUUCGUCUCAGCAAGUAUAUUAAUGUAAACGGCAUGGUAACAGAGCUGUAAUUUCCUAUUCUCCCACAAUUUAGUGAACUGUCAUAAUAUGUUUACUUAAGAAAUGACAGAAAUACGACACCAGUUUAAUUACAGCGUAGUCAUUUUGCCUCAAUAUACUUGGGAAAGUGGCCUUAUUGAGCUGAGCUUCCUUUCUACUCUCUAUUCUGCUUUGUAAUUACUUCAGCUUGAUUUAUUGUCUUUUCUUUGUGUUUAUGGUUGUAAACUGCUCGAGUGAGUAACUUGGUCUGAGCGUGGCUUGUCUCCUUGCAGCGAGGCUGGAAAUCUCCCGAUGAAUCUGAGAUGUCUCCGCUGUCAAGACUGCUCACAUCGCUCUCAGCCUCCAAUGUCACUUUCAAGGCAUAAUUACACAAGUUGUGUUGAUUAGUAUGAGAAGCAAUUACGCGAGCUUUCCGCCGCAAAUGGAGAAUGUGAUGGCUCUUGAUUGACAGGAAGCAUCCUAGCUUUAAUAAGUAAAUGACUAUGGUAAUUCAGGUGCUGAGACCCUUUGAUUUGUCAGCAUCUUUCUCAUUUUUGUGAUGUCCUCUGAUUUUAAUGAACAUGAAUUUGAUUGAAUCCCCCUUCAUUUCCCCCGUCUUGGCGUCUCUCUUCCCUCUGACCAGCGAGUGUUCUCAUGAGAGAACCAUAUGCUCCAGCUUCCACAGCUUUCCUCAAGAAUCUUGCUGCUGCUGAAGCUGAAUGAUGUCUCCUCUGAAUCAUUUUAGAGUGUGAAAAUGGAUAAAAAGAAAAAAAAGAAAAGAAAUAAAUGAACAACAUUGCACACUAUUCAAAAUGCUUUUAAAGCACACCAUGCUUUCACGAGUGUGAAAAUCAGAGGAAAAAUUAUUUGUAAUUGACACUUUGGGGAACAUUUUUUUCUCUUUUUAUCUUGCUUCCCAGUAAGUUAUUAGCUGUUAAUUUGUCGGCAAGCUCCCCUACAGCGCCAGAUAUUUGUUCAAAUGCUGGGAUCCCCUCAGCGCAUUUGUAACUACACUUCUGAAAAUGCUGCCCUGUCUAAUUAUGCAAUGUAAUACUGCCUUUUAGGCAAGUUUCUUUUAAUUGAAUAAUAUUAGUUCUUGCUGAAAGUGAGCUAUUGGAACAGCAAUGCUAAAAAUAGCUCUCUAUAAUGUGUAAAAUCCACAGUAGUCUUGUGUAAAAUAUCGUCUUCAUUUAGCUCACUUUAUAAGUCCUAUAGAUCUUAAGCUUUUACACUAAGAUUAUUGUACUUGAGAUAUUUGAAUUAGGGCCAAACAUUUAAAUAAUCCUGAAAUUUGAUUGGCCCAACUCUGAGUCUCAUAUUUCUUUCUUUGUUAACCACAGUUGGCCUAAUCAAGUAAUUCCCUGUUUGUCUUAGUAACCCCCUAUAGAGUCAUACAUGCAUAAAUAUAAUAAAAUAAUUUGCUCUUGCACUCCCUAGCCCAGCUGUAAUUUAUAUGGAUUGAAUGAGUGCUGCAUUGUGGAAAAGCACGAGUGGACCAAAUGCUCGUUUGUCACCUCUAAUAAAUGUUGGAAUGUAAAUUAUGAAGUUAUGCUUCAGAUGUAAAUGCACUUUAUUCCACUCCUUUAAUGUAAACAGCCCACUCCAAUACAUUAAGGGUGGUUGGGGGAGGGCAGAGGGGGAUGUGACUUGGAAUUUUGACUGUUUUCACAAUCAAUAAUAAACACAAAAGAGCUGAGAUGGGUGAGCGUUAUAACAUAUCUGAAGUCGGGUUCAUAAAUUAUUGCAUGAAAGCAGGCUUGUACACCAAAAAUGUAAAUACAUUAAUGUUAUUAAUAAUGUAGUGACUAAUAGUUCUAUCAAGACUGUAAUAGCAGUUUAAUGGAAUAUGACAGCAAGAAUGUAUUACACUUCUUACAUUUAGACGGGACCUCACAUGACAUUUAUCAGGGAUUUCUGAAAUAAUUUUUUUGAUUAUUUUGUUAAGUUAAUUGCUUCUUUUCCCCCCAACGUCUUCUCUCAGAGAGGGGCAAAAAACUGGUAAUGGAUAUUAAUUAAUAUGUGUCAGUUUUCUGGGUUUGAUUAAAAAUAAUGAAAGCAAAAUGCUAAUGGGAUUUCAGAGUUUCUCUGUGUGUGGCGCCCUGAGAUUGUGGCUUUAUCUGAGGAAUCUGGAAAAAAGAGAUAAUGGGCUACUCUAGACUAAAAUGAAAGUGACAGAAAACAGGAACUGAGAUAAAUUAUCUUAAAACCCGCGAAAAAUAGAGCACUUAAAUGAAGAUUCUGCACUCCAAUUAGCCCAGCUUUAGAUGCUUGAUACGGCAGUACAGUACACUGACUGCAAACUGUAAAGUUUCAGUGUGUUAUAAUGAGAAGGCCUGCGAUUCAUCUCCGUCUCUCAGAAUGACAUCAUCCACACCUGCAGGAGUUUCAUUUCUGAGAAAGAGAAAACUUGAACCAUUUCUGACAAGUUAGCGCGCUGCCUUUGGGCCAUGAUGUGUUCCUAGUACAUGGUUGUUAGCGAGAAAGAGGAUAUAUAGACUUGUUCCAGAAAAUUUACAAAGCCUGUAUUUGUUUUUCAUGUGUUUCUUGGCUUUUCAUCUAAAUUAAAUGUUCCACAUGUCUCAUGAAAAUGAAUCCACUUCCCUUGGCAUUGAUUAUACUGAGACCUGUGCGCUUUCAUCCAUAGUCCACUCCAGUCAGCAUGGAGAAGGCUUGCCAAUACUUCUUUGUGUCUGUGUGCAGUGUUCAGCAGAAACAGGACUUUUAAAAGCUAUCAUUAAGGUGGGGCACAAGUGUAGACCAGCAUUGAAACAGAGGCUGGCACAGUAAAAAAGCAUCCAUAGCCACUGGCACAACUGACAAUUAUCCAACACCUGGACUGGCUCCCCUCCCUGUUCUGUGCGUCAACACUCUUGACUUCUUGUUAAUGCAGUGAUUAACAGGAAGAUUGCAUUUGUUUUCGUAUGCAGCUCUCCUGGCAGCAGUACUUUGCUUUCUCUUUGAUUAAAAUAGUCGAUGGAUGGAUGCAUUGUGGCUCUGCCAUAAACUUCAAAAGAAAGGGUGAGAGGUAGAUAAGAGAAAGCAGGGGAAAGCUAAGGCCAGAUGGUUUACAGGAAAAUUUAAGAUUUUAAAGGAGUUAAAGAGGAAGGAGCUCACAUCCGUUGGUUCUCUCCAAAUAUGGGUAUCAGAUUUUAGUAUGUCUUCCCAAUAACUCCCUGUUUGUCUGUGUUAUUUACUGCCACUACGUGACUCGCCUUCUGUCCACCCCUCUUCACGGCCACGGGACUAUGUCAUUGUUUUCUUCCCUUCUUUAACUGUGUGCAGAGUAGUUUUAAGUAUCAUGGAGACAAAAAAGGAGAAGUGAAGGGGCUUCAUCAAGCAGCUUGUACUUUUGAAAUGCAGAGAGUGGCAUUGUCAUGUGUUUACUGUGUCAAGGUCGACAGAAAAUGUCAGAACAGGUGUGCGUCUGCUGCUGAGCUGCUUGCCAACUCAGCCCCUUUGCUGUAACACGCCACCCUGUGUGACAUUAUAGUGCUUCACUGUGGGUUGUCUCCUCCACUCUUUCUUUUGCAGGAGCCUGGUAAAACAUGUAUUUUUUCCCGUCACCACGUGAGUUGAUGUAGAGUUCAGUUGGGUGUUGACGCCUUCAAUGUGACCACUGCUCCUAACAUAGUCGCAAAAAGUAUGGGUGCUGUGCAAGAUUGACUUGCAACAUUCCUUUCUGAUUACUCCUUUUUUUUUGUUCACUUCUGGUAUUUUGAUCUGCUUAAUUCGUCCCGUUUUAGGAGGCUAAUCCAGAGUGAACCCUGUUCCUGUCGAUAAAUUAUUACUGAUGGCCUCCCUGGAACAAAUUAGUACAAAAAGUUCCUCUUUAAAAAGACACCGUCUGAAGGAUAAAAGACAUUUUAAAGAGGUUUUUAAUGUGUGAUCUAAUGUAUGGAGCUGAAAAGGUAAAAGUAUGUGUUGUCAUUUUCGUUCUGCAUCAGACAACCAUGUUGCAAAACCUGAAAUUUCUGUCUGAACUUCUUCAAAGAGGUGGAUUUAUUUUUAGGUGUGGCAUGUAUAAACUAAAUGUCAAACAUACUUUUGUCACUUCAUGACAUUAUGCCCAUUGAAACCUUCAGUGUGUAGACUGAACUGGUUCAGAAAGGUUGAAAUGAGGAAUUAUGAUUCGAUCUGACGAGCUGUCGUGUUUGCAUCCUCUCUGGCAUCAGGGUAAAAUGAGAAGAAAGAAUAACUGCUACUUCUGUGACCCUGAUGAGUGUUGUUUUCUGAUGCUGUCAGCACCACACUCCGUUCAUGCUUCUCCGGCUCUCGAGGUUAAAUUCUUACUGGCAGUUGGAAGCCUCCAGAAAAGGAGAAUUAGCCAACAUUUUUCUUUGUCACUUAGUGUGAUCAGGAACAGACUCUGCCUGCUCUCUUUCUCCAACACCAAAUGAAGGUCUACUGCCUUAAGUUUCCUCCCUUGGUGGAUAGUGAUUUCCGUCUGACUUAUCUGCCACUGAAGAUGUGUGGCCCAUUGUCUUGGCAAGUGUGUCUAAAUGUUUCUGACAGGUCUCAGUGAAAGACAGGCCGCAAGGGUAAACUGCCAGGCUUUCUUUCCCCCUUUGACUCCUCACGUACCACUCCUGACCAGUAGAUGGCGAUGUUAAUCUUCUCUGGCUGCACUCCUGCUUCCAUGCGUCUCUCUUAACGCCGUCCUUCUCCUCUCCCUUCUUUCCUCUGUGGCACUCGCAGAGGAAAGACAGGUCUCACCCCGUGUGGAGGGUCAUGCCACCAAUUCCUGGCCCCCUUUGAAGACCAUGAAAUUGCUGAUCCAAGACGCACGAUUAGUGCAUUCAGCCUAUUGACUGGAGAAGGGUUGACGCACGAUUAUAAUGUCAGUGGAAUGUCACAAUCUGUCUGGUUGUCUUUGUGAGCACACACUCAUCCGAUGGCACCGUGUACCCAAGACGGAAUAAUUUGAUCAAUAAAAGGACACCUCGCUCUCUAUUGUCACUGGCCUCUAUUCUAGUUUUAUUAGUUAAUUUGGCAGGCUGGAAGGACUGCACACAACUCGCUGCAUCUUCAGCUUCUGUACUCUGUUUGCCUAUCACUGUGGUUCACUUUCAAGUUGCUACUCUGUGUUUGUGCAUGAGCAUGUGUGUGUGCAUGCAUGCAUGUGUAUGUGUGUGUGUCUUUGGGUGGGUUCUGCCUCGGUCAGAGGAGCAGUUUGGAUCUACAGAGGAGGAUAGGCUUGUCACUGUAAGUUGCUCAUGACGGAGGCAGCUCCUCUUUUGACACCACAACACAACUUCUGUGGUGUGUCGCUCGGACACAAGCUCCACGUUGUUUGCUGCUGGUGCCGCUUGCGUUUUGCCUCAAUCAACUAAUUGAAUGUGAAAGGCUUGCGGGCCUUGAUGAUUUGAAGGACAACACACAGAGCAGUGGCACUUUUAAGAAUAGCCUUUGUGUUCUGUUUACGCGAGUGUGGCCACUUAACUUCUGCUUAAUUUAUGUGGGUGAAAGAACUCUGAAGUGAUUUAUACACACCAGGUUAUUGUUGAUAAAGUUAGUAUUGAAGGAUGUGAAUAAUAAUUUAGUCUUUAUUGUCCUCUGUACAUUUUUGAAAAUGUAAAUGCUAAUAUUAGAAGAUGAAAUAAGUGGUGUUUAAAAGAUUUCUGGGAUCUUUAUAGAGACAGACAAUGAAGUAUGAACAAAGUUUUUUAUUUACACACUUCUUUUUUUUAAUACAAAACUUGUUUAACAAGUGUCAAAUAAAAAAAAAAAAUGGAAACACUUAACUCAUAAUUUGUUCUUAAAGAUCUCUUAGUAACCAAAUGUCACCAUUAAGAUUAAUUUGACUAUAUAAUAUGGUGUUAAACUGUAAUUAUAUCACUUGAAUUCUAACCUGUUUAAAAAAAGUGCAAGCGUAGAUCAAAGGUUUAUUUGCAGCUUUAUUUAUUCAUGCAUUUCAAGCGUUCGAUGUCUGAUUUUGGAGGGAAAAAAAAAAACAAAAAAACUUUAAAUAUACGUGUCCAAACCAAAUAAAAACCCCACUGGUUUUAAUCUGCGUCCUGAGCGAUCUCGUUUGGAGAAAUGCUCCUACAGAAAAGUAAACGGAGAUGCUUGUCAAAGACUGUCAUCAUUGACUGUAAAAGAAAAAAAAGAAAAAGAAAAGCUUCGAAUUACAGGAAAGAGGCACUGCAUUAAAGAACAAAGGAGAUCGAUGGCAGUACAUUAAAUUUUAUGCGAAUGAAAAAAAAAUCAACUAAUUAAAAUUGAUUACUCCUGCUUUGUAAAUGUGUUUCAGAAUUAAAUUAUUGUAUGAAAACAUUUUGACCAAUCGUGGAGCUGAGGAAGUAUCCAUUACUGGAUUGCAGCUAAGAAGGGGCUGGAAUGUUUUGUGGUGGCUAAGUAGUUUGUUGUGCUCCGCUGCGACUCCCCUCUUGCACCCCCUCUGCUUAAAGUGCCAUGGGUUAAUCUCUGAUGACCCUCAUCUUUCAGAGCAGCCCCACACUCAUGCUUUCGGCCUUUUACCUGAAUUAAAAGGAAUUUGUGGCCUAGAUGAGUAUUUUUGUAUAAAGUGGGUGAAAGCGAGGUGUCACUGACGGAGUCUCUGCCCUUUAGUCAUCGGGGCUCUCAGGGCUCUUGGGGCCCCGCUGGGGAUGUCCUUAUCUUAAUAGUCAUCUGUCUCGCUAGUUAAGCAAGGGCAACCCCAGGCAGCAGGACUGGCAGUUACACAUUAAGAAAUGUCAGACUUGGCUUCCUUCUGCAUCUCUCAAGUUAGUUUUGAAUUGGCUGGGUGCCACAUGUUUUUCUUCACAUCUCACGAGAUUAAAAGUCCGUGUUUAACUUUGUAGUUGAACCGUCUGAUUUUUUUUAGUGUUUCCUUGAACUUCAGUUUCUUUCUGUUGUGCGUCUUAUUUUUAGAAAUCCAAACAGAGGCACAGUUAUUUUUAGAAUUACAGUUUUUUUUAACUUAAACCUGUAAAACACACAUCAUACUCAACUAUAAUUUUAGACAUACAACUCAAUUUAACAACAACAAGAAAGGGGAAAAAAAUUAAAUAAUAUCAAUAUCAUGCAUUCCUGGCAUUUUGGAUAAGAAAAAAAAGGUUGUUGUAGCUCCUCACUGUAAAUGAACUCAGUUUUUAUUUACAUUUUCUCUUCUGCAGCAGAGCAGAGAAGGCAGGGACAGGGAAACUGUUAUUUUCCUUGAUAACCCUCAUGUAAGCUGAGGCUGUGUUAUGAGUAUUUUCUCCACUCGACACACUUUUUUAAGCUCGAGUUUGUCCUAACUGCCCAAGUGCUUUGCACCACUGAACCUACUCAACUUUUCCAUGUUUGUGAUCACAGAGCUCUGAUAGGGAAAUGUAGCUGAAUGGAAAGUUUGGUCUGUGCAUGCCGUGGUCUUGAAAAAAAAAAGGCUGAUUUCCGUCCAACAGCCCCCCUCCCCUUUACAAAAAUUGCAUAAUGUGCUUUUGAUGUCAUGUUUGUAGCCUUGCCCAUGGCUCUAAAACAGACACUGAUACAGUGCGGUAUGUUAUUUUUAAACCUUUGCAGAGCAAAUGUCAAUGAAGUUUUCCAUGACCCUUUUCAUCUAUUGAAAUGUCGACACUGACCUUUAAAUUUCAAAAGUUACGACCAUUCGAUAAAGACUGGCUACGUUCAGAGAAUGUAAGACUUCGAAAACCAAUGCUCUGUUUUUACUCUUUUCAUCACAGUAAAAGAGUAAGGGACAGAUGUAAAAGAGGCGUGAAUGUCAGGAAAAAGAAAGAAAAAAACCCUCAUUUACUCUUCUUUCUAAUCAGAUCUUAGUGAUGAGGUUUAUUGGUGGUUGCUUCUGUCUCUGCGUGAUACUGCCUUCAAGAGAGAUGCAGCAGGUUGGUUUUGUACAGUCAUUGUCAGAACGGUUCAGUUCCUGCAGGCCUGCUGAAGCUCCUGCAGUGUGUGACUAGAUGUGCACUUGAGCUAAAUGAUCGGGUCUACACCUCACUUCCUGAUGUCUCUCUGGGUCAAUAAUUCCCUAUUGCUCCUCCCAUGAGGCUCCACUUCCUCCACUAAAGGUCACAUUAAGGUGGCAAAGAAGUCACAAUUAGAAGGGCAUUUAAAGCUGCUCUUUUAAAAAGAUUAAAAAGCACUGCUGUUAGGAACAUCAAGCAGUCAGUCGACUAAAGGAAACACGGUAAUUGCAUUAAAACUUCAUUCCUUUCUGGCAGGGCUCUGGUAUCACCGAGGUAUUGGGUUAAGUCAUUUAAGUGAGCUGCCCCUGAUAGCAAAUCAUCCAUGAGAGCAACAAAUUAAUAUAGAGCUUCAUUUUUCGCUGUCUCUCACUUUCUCUGGAUUUGGUCCUUCAAACAUGUGUUUGAAGGGGAAAUUUGAGACCAGCCUAACACAAUUUUUGUUCAUGUCUGUCAGUCUAUUAUUAUAUCAGGGCACUUCUCCACAAAUGUACAGGCCAGGGCAAUUUGGAAUGAAUUGAUUCACACUGAGACUGAAUCCCAUACUUGCUAAUGAUUUCCUUUUAGCCCCCUUCAUCUCACCCCCACACCCAACUUCUGCCUCCAUCAUGCCCUCUAAAUGUUGUGUUGCUUAUAAAAUGGGUGUAAUGAGGGUUGUCCAAUGAUAAUUUUUUUAAACUCUAGAUUAAUUGCUGAAUUUCACUUGUUAUUCACAGUCAUGUUUGGAGUUGAAUUUUUUAAGUACAUUUUUUUGCAUGUCAAACCUGUUUUUAAGCCCAUGUUAACAAACAAAGCAGUCCAUUUAGUGCAAGCUAGGGGAUGUGUGAUCUUGACUGGAGAACUGCUUCACUGCCAAUGAAAUGAUGUCUUCAAGGUGGGGGACAGGAUCACAGUUUAGAGACUAGUGACAUCAUGCCAACCUGAAGCUAUCUUUUAAACUUGAGUCCUCUACAGUGCUAACUGGCCUGCAGCCAGUCUCCAUCCAUUUAGCAGGUGCUGUCGUUAACUUCUUUGAUUCAGUGUCAUUUUCUCUCAGCGGUGAGUGGAACAAAAUUUUCUGAUGUGGCACUUUGAUUGGAUGUACCUGUGUGCUCUGCUUGUAUAGGUGGUGGCUAAAACUCUUAUGUGGUAUUUUAGUUCCAUUCGCCACAGAGUGCAUGUUGCUUUAGACUUGUCGACUGAGCCAUCGGGAGUUUUUGAAAAGUAAGAUGUGCCUUUCAAAGGCGCUGUGGUGUUGAUCUUUUCCACCACAGCUGCAGCGCAACACAGCAGCUCAACUACAGUGCACCAGAGGGAACAUACUAGUACGCUGUUGGAGACAAAAAAAAAAAAAAAAAACGCGUUGAUUUUAGAUUUUAAUUGACAAACACAUACACAGUCAACAGCAGUGGUGAUACACACACACACACAUAUUUCCUGUGUGGUAUUGACAUGUAGAAGAGCGCUGCUUAAAGUACGUUGAGGUUUCUAUGUAAUGAUCGAAAAGUUGAGUCAAAAGAUGUCCAGGAAUCGAAAAUGUAACAAACAUUCAAGAAAUGAAAGAUGAAUUUUCAACUAUUUGUUUGAGUCUCCUCUCUGCUCAGAGUUGGAGUGGUAGUUUGGGUUGACCUGGAUUAUGAAGACUGAAAGAGGAGCCUGUAUCCUGUCUGGUGAAGCAUUUUCUUUUUCAUUCUUGUGGUUGAAAUGUUGUUCACGGUUAUUUCAGACACUGUAAGUUACUGUAACAUCAAAAAACUGAAACCAACAGAGAAUGCUAGUAAGACAGUGCAUGACUUUUUCACUUCAGUCUGAAUUUCCCAACUGCUUCAAUUCUCUAACUCUAUAAUGUGCAACUGUGAAACAUCUAUAGGUCUUACUGUAUAUCCUAGUUAAGUGCUGUUACUAGUUGGAGCAAAAAUAUACAACUGGUUACAUGCAUUCCCUCAGGCGUCCAACCUCCAGGUUCGAACAUAAUUGGAUUUCAUUCUCAUUUCUCACAAAUCGAGGUAUCACAAUUGUAAUUUUCAGACAAGUGCAGUGCGGAGACUUGUCCAAUUCAAACUCAAUAACAUAUCUGUAAUCUUGUCUGUUCAUCAACUUCACUCUCUUUAAGUGUGUUGGUUAAUGUUAUCUCUUCCUAUGAUUGAGUUUUGGCCUCUUUUUCGGCUUUACCUGACACUUUAUUGGUUAUCUGGUUUGUAAAGAUUAUUGCUCUUAACAUGGAGCACUUUGGUGCAUUAGAAGAAAAAGCUUUAUUUUUUUGUAACUUUAUUUUAUUAGUUUUUUUUUUUAUUAUUAUUGAACCCCAAAUGAUUGACUAGAUUACAAAAAGAGACUUCAUCUGAUUUUUUUUUUUUUUUUUUUGGUGUGAUUAUUUCAAUGUGACGUUUGCCUUGUUAUCCAUCUUAACUCCCUAAAAGCCCAGUUGUGUGCUACCCAACACUAUAACUGGGAUGAUCCAUAAGUCAAUAACAAGACAAGACUGAAACCUGUGCAAUGUGGUUAUAAUUGAUUGAGAUGUCUGGGUGGAACUUGUGCAAAGCAUCUAUGUCAUCCGCUAAGAAGUGCUCUUUUCCUCUCCCUGAAGAUCUACCACUACAGUUUUAACCAAAUGGACAUUUGCCUCAUUAGUUUGCCGCUGAGCUAGCUGCGAUCCUUACCAAGAUGUCAUACUUAUGCCUAUUAACGUUUACACAAUUUUCCUGUCCAUGUUGUGCUGUUCAGGUUUUAAGAGGAUGUAAACAAGGUUUGCUCAUUCAGCAUAUUCUUCCUCUAUUAGGUCAUUACCUCUCACAGGACCUGCAUCACUCUCAAAUUUACUGCAAUAAAUAUCAGUAUAUUAGAUUUUAGUGUGUUUACUCCUUCGGUUGGUCCACUGACAUGAGAGUAAAGGAUGAGCAAAUAGCAGGAAGAGAGUGUCCUGUUAUCAUUUGGAUAUUUUCUCUGUGUUUUGACUGUAUCUUUUGGACCAGAACAUCAGUCAGGGGUUCACCAUGCAAAUGGUUUAAUCUGCUUGUCACAAUGAAGGUUCCGGGUGACUGACUUUAAUAAGCCCUCAGCAUAUAGAGAAACAGGAAAUUCCAUACCCCUUGUGUAACCCUUAUGUACAUCAAGGUCACGGUAGUGUCACAGUGAAGUGGUGGAUUAGUGUCUGAAUAAACUGUGGAAAAUCUCUUGAGAUGAAUCUGGUACAUUUUAAUAAAACUCACACUUUCAGCUGUUAUCAUAGAGUAGUCCUACAGUGUCCUUCAUGUUUUUAUAUUUAGUUUUGUCAGAAUAAGAAUCUUUGAGGUACUUCUGCGUUAAUCUGUGAGAAAAGACAAAUCUAUAUUCACAAGUUUUGUGUAGUAGUCGGUGUGAUCCUCAGCUGUAUUGUGUGUUUGUCACAGAAAUCUAGCUCUUUACACAGCCUCCCUGCCACACCUACCCCUUGGACAAGUUUAAACUGCAAUGCUUUUGGAUUGAAACAGGUUCAUAGUAUAUGCAAUGCAUUACCCAAAAUGAAUUACCAGUGGCAGGGCGUUCAAUCACUUUGUAUCUUUCAACACUAAGAGAAAAGAAGAGUAAUCAAAACCUUUCAACCUAUUAGAGGGAUGACUUUUACAAUUGAAUCACGGGGACCACAGGUGCGAUAAUAAGUCAUCUAAACCUUCCCUCCAGUGUGUUUCCCCUUUCUCCUUGUUCUUACAUAUUUAUCUAUUAUAGGAGGCGCCACUUCAUGGCGCCCACUUCAAAUUUAUGUUUUAAUGCCAUUUGGGGAAGAUUUUUUUCUCCCUCCAAUUCUUGGAAAUGCAUACUGGGGUGGAAAAUUAAGGUGCAUCUCGAAGGAAAACAUAAUAGAAUCGAUGAACGCUGUACUGCACUUAAAACUUGAUGUUCUGAUGCUAUUUAACGUUCUAGUGCAUUAACGUUUCAAGUCAUUACAACAGUCAGGCUGGGUGAUUUGAUCAUGGCAGGUUUUUAACUGGAAGAAUUACAGAAGUUUUCAGCCUAGGAUUCUCAAGUUAUUAGAUACAAAUGAUCACCUCUGCAUUAAGUAUAGAUUUUCUUCCACUGCGCACUUAAGAAUGGAAGUUUGUCUUUAAGAGGGUAAUAGCAAAUUAAGCUCCAUACUCCAUUUGUCCAGCACUCUUGAUGGGCUAAUUUUAUAACUGCUGAUUUGGUCAUUCCCCACAUUUAGCUGGAAAGUGGUCAGGUGGUCUUUCUCUUCAUGGAUGGGUGUGAGGGCUUAGAAGCAACUCUCAAAUGAAAUCCAUUUAUGUGUGUUUUUUUCCAACUAUAACGAACCUUUUUCUUAAAGAUGCUCCAGACUGUUGUUUGUACUGUUAAAAGCUUCACUUUCCUCUAGAUCCUCUUCCUCUCACAUGAUCUCAUUAUGAGGAAUUAAAUCAUGUUUGUUUCCUCCUAGAUCACCACUGCUGUGAAAUUUCUACAGAACCCAAAAGUACAGCAGAGUCCCUUGGCAACCAGAAAAGCCUUCUUAAAGAAAAAAGGUGAGAAAUGUGAAAUGCUCUUGAUUUGUGAUCAAUACACAACAGGAAACAUCGAAAAGGCAGACAAUAUACAUCUGUCUGAAAAUUAAAUCAAGAUUAUAAUUCAUACGUGUUUGUUUACAAAAUCUGGUGGGCUAGAGAUGCACACACUGCCUUUUUUUUAGGAUUUGUCCAUUAGGGUCAAAGGUCGCAGCUGUAGCUCUUUGCCCUGGGGGUCUAACAGAGGUCGAUUUAGCUUCGGAGUGCAUGAUUCAGGCCCUGUGAAUAAAUGACACACCAGUUGGGAUGCUCCUUUGGGUUCAGGAAAAUUAAUAUUGACAAACUCCCUCUGCAUUUUCAAUGGAAUUAUCAAUAUUGCCUUCCAGCGUUUUAACCCUUUUACUUAAUUUAACUGUUAUCAUAAAUUUGAGGCAUGACACAGGGAGGUUUUCCAGGCAGGGAUGCUGGAAAUGUUUGCUGGCUCUUCACUUUCCUUGCAAUUCAUUGAGAUUAUUUCUGACACAUGGCAGAUUAUUGUUUGUGCAAUAAAACUUGCAAAAAGCUUUAUUACUCUGAACUCAUUUAAGUCGUUCAAUAUAGUGUGGAGGUGGAAAUGUGCGAUGUUUUGUUAUGCACUUCUUACAGUCAGCCUAUGGCUGAGUAAUGACAAUAUGUACAGAGAGAGCUUGUGGCUUUACCUCAGAUAACUUUAGUGGUGGGUAUUUCUUUUUUAGAUAUUUCUAGAGCUCUUAUGUACUCAGGGGACUACAGCUCUGCAGUGCUGGGGGACUUUGCCUCCAGCAUUAUACCAGCCAAACAUUGAAAAGUGAGCCUAAAAGCUCCAUGACAGGAGAGGGUAACCUGAAACCAAAUCCAUGGUUGCCUGCUGCUCCUGCACACAUCUCAUGUGGCUCUAAUGACUCUUGAUAUCUUUUGAAAUUUCUUUGUCUUUGUGUCUCAUUAUUUUCGACCAAGGCUUGUUCUUAAUCCACUGUUGGUAAUCUAAAAUGUAAUAAGGCCUCAUCAAUACCAAAUGACAUCAUGCUACACCAUGCUCUCUACAUACUCUCAGCCUCUUUUGGAAAUUCCACAGAGCUCCACUCUACAGAACGGUUUGCUCUUGCUGCACUUAAGUCCAUGAAAUAUGUAUGACGUCUUAAUGCAAAUUUAUUUUGGAAAGUUGGUUCCACUGUAGAUCUAAACACGAACACCCAAUUUGCAUGAGAACAUUGAUCUCACGGAGAGUAAAGAUGAGAAAGAAGAAAGCAUUGAAACAGUAAGCACCUCACAGAACUCCACUGUAUUCAUAAGAUUACUCUUGGACUGUGUGGUGUAGUCACAUCGAAAAAGGAAAUCCUCCACAUUCAUACUGGAUCUGAAGCUGUGUUUCUUGAAAGGACAUUUCUGAAACUUUACAGCACACUUGUUUCAGUCACAGAUUUGUAUUUGUAUAUGUGUGUAUUACAGGAAAUUGUGUCAGGAAAGUUUUUAAAGCUCCCAGUGGAACUUUUUUAAGCUGACUUUGUUAUUUUGCAAACAUCUACUCUCAGAUAAAAGGUGGGAGUGUACAUCAAAUUUCUAGAAGUGAAAAAUCAUGAGUCAUCCUGCUUUUCAUUUAGCUAAUUUUUCUGCGAAAUGUUGUUACAUCACAUAGUUUUCCCCUCCAUCUUUUCAACGUGUACAUAUCCAGAACAUGAGGAGUUAAAGCUUUCUCUGUGACAGUUACACUCCCGCCUCAGUCCUGAGGAAGACCAGGAUGCUACGUUUAAUGUUGGUAAAACCGAUUUUGAUGAGCGAGUCUGUUUAAAGUAAAACUGUUAAGAGGCUUUACACAAUGUGAGAGACAGCACAAGCCAAUAGUUCAACAAUUUAAAUGAUUAUUUUUUCGGUGUAAAGUUGCAAGUAGUUUAGUGAUUCCAUCAUAUGCAAUUAUCAUUCAAAUAUUCAGAGAGCCUUGAAAAAAUUCUGUAUAAAAAGGACAAGGCCAAAAAUGAAUACUGGAGGACUGUGAUCUUUAGGCCCUCAAGCAGCACGGCUUUACAAACAGACAUGACUCUGUGGUAGAAGUCGCCCCAUGUGCUCGAAAUCACUUCCACAAACGGCUGUCUGUGAACAUAGCACCUCUUUGCAUCCAGAAAUCUAGGUUAGAACUGUACCGUGUUAACAGGACACCAUAUAAACAUGAUCCACAAUAAAACCGGCAACCUCUCUCUCAGUCUGAAGACACUUCUGCCCAAAUUGCCCCUGGUGCCUGUGCCAACAGGGUGUGAAUGGAAUUAUCUCAUCUUAAUGUACGCUUUACUCUGCCAUCAGUGUUUGGAUGUGGUGUGAGUGGGUGAAUGUGACAUGAGAUGUAAAAGUGCUUAAAGUGAUCAGGAGAUUAGGGAAAGCACUGCAUACACUCAGUCCAUUUACCAAUCCAACUUUACCAUUAAAUGUGUACUGAGGCUAAGUGGAAAAGUGUCCUGACAAAAAAUCACAUUCCUUUUGGAAACCAUGGUCCUUGCUUCAAGAAGGAGAGGGGCUUCCUGGUUUGUUAUUAGCACACAGUUCAAAAGCCAGUAUCUGUGAUGAUAUAGGGAUACUGUACACAUGUAGGAAGGCACCAUUGAAAGGUACUAAUACAGAGCAAAUGUAGAUUUUAGAAUUUAUGAUGGGGCUUUUUCAAGAAACCUUGAAUUUUGAGCAAAUCAUACUCUCUGUGUGUUUUAACAGUAAAGUGUCUGGGUGCUAAACUGGUCUGUCUGUAUUCCUGACUUGUCAUCCAUUAGGAAGGACAUAAUAUGAUGAUAAGAUAAGAGUACAAUUGAGCAGCAGAAAUCCUGCAUUGGGCAAAGAGGAGAUAUUUCAAUCUCAAAACUCCAGAAACAGGUCACCUCAGUUCCAAUACAGUUACAGAGUUUUGUAAAGAGUAAAGGUGAUUUAAAACAAUGGCGAAUACGCACUUGUCCAAACUUUUUUGAACUGUGUUGUUGGCAAAAAAAAUUUUUGACCAAUAAAAUUUUUAGUUUCAGAAUUGAUUUUGUUCACUUUGCAUUAUAUUCAAUUAAAUGUAGGGUUUAAAUGAUCUGCAAUCCACUCAGUUCUUGCAUUAACCUUUCACUCAGCAUCCAAACUAAAAUGGAAUUGACAUCAGAGAAAAAAACAUCUCUGUCUGUAAAGUUCCAUUAAAUGAUUCUUACUAGAGUAGGUUUAUUAAAAAAGGCCAAAAAUGAACAAAGUUCAGUUUUUCUUCAUAAAAAAAGUUGAUGUUAAUUUCUACUAAGUAAAAUAAUUUACUGUAGUAGUAGUACUGUUGUCUUGCUAUGUUCAGGCUCACUCUUGCUGAAGUUGACUUUUGCACUGUCAUUGGCUAGUGCUCAGAGUUACUCCUGUAUUUGUUCCCAGCAUCUAUUUUCCCUUCAAGCCUUUGACCGAGAAACUCAAUCAUCCUCCUCUUCCCUCUGUCACCACAGCAAAUGUGUCGGUCUUAAUUUCUAAUACAGUUUAAUGUCAUAUUUAUGUAAAUACUUCCAGAUUUUACUCUAUAUUAACAGCCAGAAAUGUCAAAGCACACAUAAAAUGAAACAAUACCAUCUCCCGGUGGAGUGGAAUUUAAAUUGGAUUCCUCUUGCUGCCAGUACUUACGCUGGACAGCUGAUGAAGGGGAAAAUAGGGCCCACUUUGAUUGCAUGUUGCAGAAUCUUUACACAAUAAUCUUGCUCGUGCAUAUUAUUUCCCUCCACAUUUGUGCCCUAAUCUGCACUGAAGGAUGUCUCUCUGGUUAGAUCCCCUUUUUUCCAGAGACAUCCUUAUGGUGUGGUUUAUUUCAAUAUUCAUUGAAAAAGUAUAAUUUUGUUUCCCUUCAACCAUCAAUUUCAGGGGAUGAAUUGACAAUUAUGCAGUCCAAUAUUUCUAGCUGUUGACUAAACUGACUGAAAUAUUGAAACUCUGUCACUUGGACGCCACAUAAAUUAUGGUUUAAACUACAAGAUGAGUUUUUUCUCAUGUUUUUUAGGGGACUGGAAAAACAAACAUCAUUCAAACUAUCUAACAGCAAUCUUGAAACAAUUUUACCAUACUCACUCCUUGCCAAGAUUAAAAAAAAAAAUGUAAUUUUUUGAAUGAAACUAAAUGUGCCACAGACUCAUCCAGUGAAUUGGGCCAUCUUUGUCCCCUACAAUUAACAGAUGUAACAACUAAAGAGCGUUGAGCCCCAUUUUGGCUUCACCAUUUAGCCCAGACAAUUAGCAGUUACACACAUAAUUGCCAAAAAAAUCAAAUUCGCAGGGCAAAGUCGAGAACAUUUUCCGGCUUUCAGCAUGUCACUUUAACCGUGGCCCUUCAAAUGACAUCGCUUAGGCACUUCCAGAUCACGAAAACGAGUGCAGAUUGCUUGGAAAGUCAAGCCCAGAGAGAGCAGGUCCAUUGUUAUAUGCAGGUAAAUUCAGCUUGUGAAACAGGCACAGUACAUUAUCAGCCGGUGAGAUAUAAAUGAUGGCUUGACUUAUUUCUUUUUUUAUGCCGUCCCAGUUGUUAUUGACUUGAAUAAAUAAUGCUAAUAGAUUUCACCCUGAGUAGAGGGCCAGUGAUCGAGGGUCACUGGGAACACAGGUAGGCUGUUGGUCUAUUACCAUACCUGGUAUGAAGGUAAGGCUAAGGAUAAGGUUCAUCAUCCAGAUAUUAAUAGGAUGCUAUUUGUAAGUGGGGUUAUGUGACUCACCUCUCGGACAAAAAUGACAAUGACCAAGGCCUGUGGAGAAGGUAAAGGGAUUGAUGUGGUUAUAAAUUACUCCACGGCGCCACCUAGCCUAGGCCUUGCCUACUUUGUCAUCAGUACAGGGUGAUAAAGCAGGGAAAUGAGAGCAGAGUCUGCUUUUUUAAUACAUAAAUGAAUACUCUAUGAGAGUGGUCAUUAUUUAAGGCAGGCUAUUUUCAGGCAGUUGGACUAAACCAAAUGACAUGGAGAAUCUCCCUCCCUGGCACGGCAAGAGAACCAGGUUGAAGUUGCACUCGACUUCUUAAUAACCCAUUGACCUCCAUCUAUUUAUGACCCCUGCCUUGCCUUUUUUUCUAAGUACAAUAUUCAAAAUGUAAGUAAUUUUCACCCAAGGGCAACUUCAUAAUUCAGACCUUGGAGGGCACAGAAAGAGGCAUUCACCUUUUACAACCCAAAAUAUUUUAGUAAGCAAUUUUUAUAAUUGGCUGUCCAGCUGAGGUGUUGACCCAUAAAGUCCAGAAGUGCCAGAAUUGGAGAAAUGGAUUUAAUGUACGAGCCUUGCUGCCUCUUUGCCCUUAAAAAAUACCCAGAGAAUAUGAGCUGCUGGAAAUAGAGCUGUAAAUAACCUGACGAGCAAUGGGUUUUCCUUUAAAUAAAUACCGAUCAGGUUUAUGUUGAAAGACAAUAGAAAACGUAGCCCAGAUAUGCAGUUUACAGUAUUUAUAGCUGUAAUAUCGAGGUGCCAGCACCGUAAUUUCAUGCCCCAAUGAGAAUGGCAAGGUCAAAGCAAAUGCUUUGGCUGAGCAUCUGCUAAUACGGUGACUCAUAAACAGGCACUGCGUGUAUCAGGUGCACCAAAUAAUACAGUAUAAUGAAAUACAGAAUAGCUUUCCAUUAUUGUUCUUUUUUAUGGUGUCGUCAUUAGGUGUAAUUUAUGUUUAAAAAAAUUCAUCUCCCCACAGGUCGAUCGGAAAUGAGGGUCCAGGGGUCAUUCCACAGGUUUCAGAGCCGAUAAUAAAUUUCACAAUCCCUUUUUUGUCUUUUCCUUUUAUAUGUAAAACUCACUUUCACCUUGUUCCCUUUUCUUUUGGAUCUAAGAGCUCUUUCAUUUGCUGUUGUCUUCCCCUCAACAAUAAACAGAUCAGAGCGUACAUCUCAACUUUGCAAGCUGUAAUUUGACUAGAAAACAGAUUUAGGAAUUUAAAUGUAUUUUAUCUCAAUGCAAAGCAAAAACAAAUACCUUGCAUUUGCUGCAUAAACAACAUCAAAGAUAAAAGCAGUUAUUAAGAUGUACAUACAUUAAGUCUGAUAAAAGGCUAAUUGUAGAGUUAACAUUUCAAGGUGAAAGGAAAAAAACCUCAAGCAUGUUUUUUUUUUUUCUUUGUAUUUGAUGAAACUGAGAUCCUUGCAUGUCUCACUCAAUAGUCUGCCACCAUGUAGUCUGCUGUGGUCAGAUGAAUCAGGAGUCCAGGGACACAUUAUUGCUUAUUUGACAGUGCAGUCUGACUGCACAAACUCAGCACAUGGCGCUCACCACUUCCUGGCACUCAGGACCUGCUGCAGACUACAGGCCGGCCAAUAUUUGCCUUCAAUUAUUCAACAAUUUUCAUGGCCAUUUGAAGUCCCCAGAGCAUUUAAAUAGGUGACUGGAGGGACCUCCUCUUGGCUUUAGCUGUGUGGCAGAUUAUCAAAGGAUUUCUCAGUGCUUUUGGGCUGGAAAAACAGAACAAACUGGACUUAUGAUCAAGGGUUAAACUUCCUGCUCAGGUUUCACUCAAAAUAAGGUUGCUUGAAUAGAUAUUCAAACAUGGGAUGGUCUUUGUGAAUGGUUUUGGACAUCAUAACAUAAGCACUGUAGAUGGAAACAGUUCUUUACAUUUUGCAUAGAUUUUAUCACUGAUAACUUUGCAUGGGUGUUCCUAUGAUUUGUUCUGAUGGCCCCUUUAAAAGCCAGUAACAAAGACAGCAGGACAUGACUGUGCAACCAUGCACCAUGCAACCUAUGUACUAAAUAGAGCCACUGAACUGAAUGCUUAUCAAUCAACUGAUGUCUCUUGAUAGCUGGAGGAAACUUAUUUUAAAUUAGAGCAAACUCUCCAAACCCCCAUGCUAGAGACUGCCCCACAUUGAGGAGUUCUUGUCAGUAAGCACUGGUAUUGGCUAAAAGAAGGAAAGUGUUUGUGUGAGUCACCUGGUUUAAGUAAAAGAAACAGUCUUGGUUAUGAAUGGAAUAUUGGUAUUUUUUUAUCCUGAAAUAAACCAUGCUUUUGAGCAGAUAAAAAACACUAUUAAUGUUGUUUUUUGUUCUCCAUCCUCUGUUUUCUCUUAAUUGUUUUUCAGUGAAUUGGUCAAUAUUGUUUUCUUAAUGCAGCUUAUUGAAAAAUGUAAUUAUUCUCUUUGUUGAGUCUUAGAUGCUCAUUAAAGGAUGAGACCUAUACAGCAGUGUCUGUGUAUGUCGCCUGAAAUAAAAUCCUUUCUUGCUACAAAAGGAGAUGUUCAUAUUAGAUUCUUUUUUCUCCUCCCUUCUGAUUCUCCAUCAGGGAGCCCUUUGCAAUUUAAUCAUCACUAAAAUCAUUAAAAAGAUCUGAAGAUUAAAUUAUAUUGGCAUUUGCAAAAUUAUGUAAUACAUUUACAUUACAAUGAAGAAAUUAAAAUAAUGCAUUUUCGCUGUCUGGGGUGUAUGAAAUCUCCACAUGGGAAAUAUAACUGGAGAAGUGGACAGACUCUUAUUUUCUUUGCCUUUGGUGGCAGUUAAUAGGCAAGUGGAGUUUCAGAUUUCAUUGUGUGAACUUUUUCACACUAUCUGUUCAUGAUGGAUGUCCCUGAAACACAACUCUCCGUGGAAUUUCUUAAUUAUGAAAUGAAAAUGCAUUUUUGAGCAGAGGGUGGGUCAAAUUGAAAGGAGAUUUGACAUACUUUCUCUAGAUUAUACUUAAAAGAUUUGUGGGGAGCUUGGGAUGUAUUCAAACUUAUAUUACGACUGCCGAGGAGCCAUUAGGCGUUAACACGUCACUGCAGCCCCACCAAAUGUCUUAAAGUCGUGUCUCUUGAUUCCAGGACUGACGGAUGUGGAAGUAGAGCUGGCCAUCUUGCGCUCUGGCAGCACAGAAGAAGUCCUUCCUCUGAGCCAUGCGGGGCCCCUACAGCCCCCCUAUGCAACUCAGCUGGUUCCUGUACCACAAAGUAUGUACACACAACCUUUCACUCCCUUAUGUAUACCAUUCAAAUACACAGUAUAUCAGUUAGGGGUGGAAGAAAAAAUCGAUACAGCAUAGUAUCGCGAUAUAUUGUCUGGUGACAUGAAAAUAAAAUACUGUAAAUAAGUAAAUAAUUUGAUGAUAUGUGUCAUGAUAAUAUCGUAUCGCCGGGCCACUGGUGAUUCCCACCCCAAAUACCUGUGUAGUCUGUCGGCUGAGAAAAGAGUUUGUUUUUGGAGAAUUACACUUUUUGUAUUGAUUGAUCCAUUUUUAUUUCAUAUAGGUGAUAUUAAAAAAAAGAAGGUUGUCAUACAAAAGAAAAAGGCAAUAGAAAAUAGAAAACAAACUGCAACACAAGAUUUUCAAAGACCGGAUUAUUUCACAAAAAUGUUAUUAAUUCAAAUGCAAUGAACAAGAUUCUUCAUAGGAAUUCACCAGUGCCAACAGCUCCAUAAGCAUUGUACACAUGUAUGUAAAACAACUUUUGCCUUGAUUGUGGAUUCAGAUACAGGGAAUAUGACAUUGUACCGCGCAAGCUCAUGAAGCUCAUCUCUAGCAGUUCUUUUCCAAGGGGUUCCACCCUGGCAAGACCCUGCACCGCAACCUGUAUCUUUAUUACCUCAGGAGGUUAUGAGUGCUGUCCACUGAUUUACCAAUGCAGAAUGAAGUCCGCGUAAUGCUUAACCCAUAUGACAAUGAUUCCAGAUGUAUUCCACCCUCAUUUAUUACCACACUGUCCUUGACUCCCCUGGCAUCUCAUGUUUUGUAAUGAAAGUGAUGUUGAUGGGAUGGCCAUGUAGUUAGGGAGACUCGCGGCACUCCGUCCAUAGUGGGGGGUUUUAUAUCAAAACGGCUAUAAGGGAGCUGCAUAAUGAGGUGAGAGCGGGGAGUCUUGUAUGGGGGGUCAUGCUGAAAAGAGGGGGCUACCUCCCUUUGAUGUCCUUGUUACGGGGACGGUGCACGGGGACCCGCAUCCAUCUCUGUCGAAGUAAUGGAUACUCUGAUCUCUAUUUCCACGCGGUAGAAGGACAGGAAGGCCUCCACUGAACCCAAUAAAUUUGAGAGGAGAUUGGAAAAACGGGGGAUGGAGACCACAGUUCCACAGCUUAAGUGACCAAAUAAAAAAAGGAAGAUGGCAGAGUGGAAGUGGUUGAGAAAAAAGGGAGAGACAGAGGAAGAAUGAAAGGUCCUAACAGGGGGGGGAAAGAGCAAGUGAAGACCCCUAGUGAUGCAGUGAGUCUUGUUCAGGGUCAACCACCUCUCCCAAGGACUCCCAGGCCUUUCAGAAGCAGGGCAUUCUGGGAUAGGUGACAGUCUAUCGCAGCCAUAAUGUUGAUGAAGACCCAAAUUUAUGUGGUUACCAUAUGGAUGUUGGAGAAUGAUUCAAAAUUUUGAUGUCAAAGGGUAGAAGUUCACUGCUGAAUGCUGCAGCAGCAAAGAAACGUGCCCUUGAGUAAGAAAUAUAAAAAAGCACUCACCUUGAAAAUCUACCACAUAGUACAAUAUGGCAAUAGGUCCCUCAGUUUAUUUGCAUGUCAAAUCAGACAAGUUAUAAGGCACAAGAUCAAUCUGGUUUACUCCAUGUCAAGCCAGUGAACAUAUAUCACAUAGCCCAUUAUGUGAAAUCAGACCUGUAAUAGAAUAUCAAUUGUGUACUUCAGCGGCCAGGCCUUUUCUAAUUUCUUAUUCAUUUGGGCUCUGGCAGAGUAAACAAAAGAAAAAAACUCAUACAGUAUAUUUCCUCCAGACCUGUUUGUUGUUUAGUGACAUUUUCAGUUGAAUGCCUCUCUUAUGUGGGGAAUUUCCACUUUGACAGACAGUUGGCCUACCCAUAUGACAGCUUGCACAAUGACACACUUUCACAUUAUCUGUCACUCAGUAAGACAGUCAACUUCUACACACACACACUCACACACACACACACACACACACACACACACACACACACACACACACAUAUUUACCCUUGCUUCUGUUUUAGUGGUUUAAGUAAGUUGAAGACAAUAAUGUCUCUCCUGGAAGAGCAGGACAGAGGGAGCACACUAUAGUUUGUCCAGUUUGAAUGAACAGAGUGAACAAUAGUACCGCCAUACGUUAAUCCACUGUAUUAUUUUUUUGCUCAUCAAAUGUUGAAGUAGAAAUUGUGAAACCAGUUUGAAUUUAACUAAAGAAAAUUUUUCAAUAAAUCCAUUACAUUCCACAUAUAUCAGUACUGUUUGUAAAUUAGAAGCAGACGUGUCUCUUACUCGUUAUUGAAAAAAGUGGAUUUAUUAGAGUAGGGCGUUGCUAGCAUCACUGGUGGUGAACUAUAGCAGGGCUUGCACCACACGGCAUCCACAUGCCUCGCUCUGGAUGAGUGGUUACACGCCAGUUUAACCAGAAACCAUCUUAAUACAGCUUCACCUUCAUUUUCUCAAAAAUGAAAAUACUACAAAAACAUGCAAGAUGCCAUCAGUCAUCUGUGCUUGUUUACACGCAGGUAGAAGAUAGGGAUGGGAGUCACUAGUGGCCCCACAAUACAACAGUAUCACGAUACUUGGGCCACGAUAAGAUAUUAUUGCAAUUUUUAACAUUUUGCAAUAUAGUGAGCAUUAUAUAUUGCGGUUUAUGCAAUUUUUUUAACUGGUUCGCUAAUUUAGCAUUUGUUUUUCCUUUUUGUUUGUCUUGUUUAUUUGUAUUUUAUUUUCAUGUAGCACAUCUUGCAAACCUUAUAUAUAUAUAUCUGUUUAAGUCGCUUUCUCCUGCUCUGUGAUGUCAUUUCUACCAACCUCAGUUGAUUUUAUUUUUUCAUUAUCAUAGAUUUGAUUUCAUAUUAGCAAUUAAUUUUAAAAUUGAUACUUGGUAAAUGAGACGAUAUAUUACCGGACAUAAUAUCGCAAUACUAUGCUGUAUCAAUUUAUUUCUCCCAACCAUAGUAGUAUAGCAUAAUAGCAUUAUGGGAGUGUGGCAUUAGCCCUUGAUCGUAGCUACUGCCCCCACCAGUGGUGAGUGGCUGUUCUACAGCACAACAUAUGAUUGGCAUACUGGGCUUGAAUUAAUGAAAUAGAUUCAUUGAUUGAUCUGACCUGUAAUUCUGGUGAUGUCUAGAGAGAGUGUCAAAGUUUAAUCAUUCAUUAAUUAUGAAUGAAUUAUAUUGUUAAAGUAUCCAAAAAAUUUACCACACAUUGAUAACGUAAAUCAGACAAAAAACUAAGGAUAGCUAAAAAAUAUAUUUCAAAGACUUUACAACUUAAUCAGUUUUUGAGUUGUCAGCUUGUUGGUUGGCAUGUCUUUCUUUCAUGAAUGUCUAAAGUGCCAGGAAGAAUUCAUUAAAAAAAAUCUAUACUCAUUGGUAAAAAAAAUGUUUAAAUGGUGAACAGUUUUGAGCUACAGUGUCCCAGUGUUUUUACAAUAUAUAUAUAUAUAUAUAUAUAUAUAUAUAUAUAUAUAUAUAUAUAUAUAUAUAUAUAUAUAAAUAUAAUUUUAAAGUGCUAAAGUGGUUUAUCGCCCCCUUUCUCUAGGUCCUGCUGGCUACAGAUGGAGAGACUAUGGUGCCCUCACUGUCAUUAUGGUGGGCAUAGCCGUUGGCUUUCAUCAGCUUUACAAAGUAAGUUACACCCUUUUCCUUCACCCUUCCCCCUAAUGUUUCCUCUCUGACUUUGUUUUUACAGUUAAUGUCUCUCUAAAAAUUGUAAUACAUAUCAUAGUUUGCAUCCCAAGAUCUGCCAGUGCUGCUUUUUCUUUAUGUUGCAUUUAAAUUGGUAGGCUUAGCAAGUACAUCAGUAUUGAUGAAUCAUGGUGCUAGAAUUAAGAUGUCUGUUCAGCAGCUCACAUCACUCUAGUCUUGUUAUUAAAGCUCCCCUGCUUUACGUCAAAGCAUGAUCUCAUUUGAACCCCUUCUUUUAAACUUCCCCUCACAUCCUCCUCUCAGAUAUGUCUUUUCCUUUCAAAAAUAUAGUUGCUUAAACAGCACACAACUGUUUUUUGACAUCCCACCUUCGAGAAAUAAUCACCCUGGUUUUUAUCGGGCUUAGCAGCCAGAGCAUGAGCUCAUGAGGCCCCUUGUCCCUAGUGACAUUAAUCCCAUAGUGGUUGUUAGUACUAGUCUGAGUGGCAUGUGGAAACCAUUACUCUCAUUUUAAAGGAAGACAGGAGCUUUAGCAGCAGUACUUGGCCUGGAUGACAGCCUGUUCUCCCCUGUAUGUGCAAAAGAGAAAAAAAGGAGCAUGUAUCCUGUUGUACAUGCAUGCACAGGAUACAUGUACAUGGAUACUGCGCCUACUUUACUGUCUUGCAUAAGCUCCACAUUUAGAGCCUCCUGUCCCUUCUUCCCUUUUCUGUUGUUCCUUCACUAACUGAAUACACACACACACACACUGUGUCUGUACCAGCCCACUGUUUCCCACAUGCAGCAGGCUUUGCCAGCCACUGGUCGUCUGGGAGGUGGGAUUCCCUGGCGGGACGGCACAGGUUGCUGUCAUGUCACUGGAGCGUAGCGCCAGUCGCACCAUAUGUCCGGGCUUCUGCCCACACUUUAUUUAUGUUAUGGUGCACCUUGUAAACACCACACUCCCAGCAACCCACUUAUUAAUUACCACGUGUUGACACUCAUUUAAUCUUUUUCUCUAAAAAGUGUUUAUUACUUGCGCUGGUGUGGCUGCUUGCCACCUGAGUGGGAGAGAAAACCUGGCUCAGGGAGCAGAGAGCUGCAAACCGGCUGCAUGAGAUGAAGUCCUCCUUAUUGGACCUUGAAAUACCCAAAAUAGAGAUUUUGAAUGUGGCAGAACUGGACUCAGCAGGGUUACAUGGAUGGGUAUUUUUGUAAGGUAAAGUGGGCUCCUCGCUCACCUUAAGGAUUCAGUGAGAUGCUGGCAAGUUGUUCAUCUGGUUAAAACUCACGCUGGAUAACAAACAUGCUCAUUUGGCUGUCAGACAUACAUAUCAUUUAGUAGAGUUGUGUUUAUUCAGUGGCAGGGAGACUAUAAACACCAUGACAUUGUUUUUGGUUUUGGAUGACUAUUUUCAGUGUUCACAACCACCACGUUUUUCCCUUUAGGCCUCUUUCUGGAUCUGUCCCUUCCUGGUUUUCUUUCAUUUAUAUUUCUGCAAACAUAGUUCAAGGACUGGAAACAACAGUUACUUUUAUUGAAGAUUAUUCUUCACUUGAAGAUAAAACAUCAAUUUCUGUAUAGUCAGAAGAAUGUGACAAAAAGAGAGAAGCAGCUUGUCCCAUGCCAGCAUGUACUUGACAUUUAUGCCUGACAAAUCUAAACCUCAAAUGAAUUAUCAUAAUUGUUAUCUUUCCUUUGUACAAAUGUUUUUAUGUUUCAUCUUCCCACUCCUAAUCAAGCACUUUAAACAAUCAGGCACUUGUCCAACAAAACUAUGUGUUUGACCCUCUGUUGCCAAGUUUAGCCUGCCCUGUCUUUUCCUCAUCUUUCUGCCCCUUCCCACCAGAGAGAAGUGUAAUAUUGUGCCAUACUUUUAAUUGCAGAAAUACAUCCUUCCCCUCAUUAUGGGCAGCCGAGAGGACAAGAAGCAUCUGCAGAGGAUGGAGAGCAACAUUGCGGCAAUGAGUGGCACGCUGACACAGACAGGUGAAGAUUAAUAUCUUCAUCACUUUCUCCCUCCUUAACAUUUUCCCUCAUUUAUCUGUCGCCAAAAUCGGGGGGCCCCGCACGUUUUUAACAAAUGACGCCGCUGUCAUUUCGCUUUAAUUUGAAAUUGCUUGUUUACUGUCAGGCUCGGGCUCAAUUAAUUACGUUUCGCUGAAAAGCUCUUAACCUCGGAAUAUUAAUGAGGAGUUGGGAAAUGACAACUUUUCUCCCACCCCCACCCAUCUUCUCUCACUCCCCCCCUCCAUCCGUCUCCCCGUGCACCAACCUCACCCCCAUCCAAACCUCCACCGCCAUCAUCAUCACCCACCCUCUUCCCCGUAGGUGGCGAGAAAGUUCAUUUUAAUUUUCUGUGCGUGAAUGUGUGUUUGUGUGAGUGCUGGAUGUGCGUGCGGCAUGGCACUGUGUGGCGUCUGGGCUCAGCACUGGCCCUAGCGUGAUUAAGUGCACGGUGACAGGUGCGGCUCCCAUGUUGGACAGGUGAGGAAUCUCAACCUGGCUGUCAGACAUGGAGAGAGAGGGAAGCAAGGAGAGAGAUGCUUUCCUAGCUCUUUGUCAGUGUAAUUAAAAAUCCAGGGAGGCGUAAAUGAGAGAGACACUCUAAGAAAAGUUUGGUCUCGUUAGCAGUAGUGUCGAACUGGAGUGUGUUUUCACCUGAAAGGCACCACUCCCUAUUAGUUCGAGUUUUCCUGUCAGUGGUACAGGGACUUUUUUUCCAGUCAGUAGUUACAAUAAAAACACACAAGAAAUGUUUUGUAAAAGAACCGAAAGAAAUCAUGUGAGAAAACAUGAAAUAAAGCUUUUAAACACACCACACCGAAGAGCUUAAGAUGAUUGAGUCAAACUGCAAAGCCUCAAAACAAAACAAAAAAAAAACAAUAGAGAACCUCUGCCCAUGAGAAAAAUGCAUCUACAUUUUCUGCCUCUCUUGAAGAAACUAUAUGACGACAGCAUGCCUUCUGAACAGUCUAAGUCUAUAGAUCUACUGAACAAGAUGAUCUGUGACCUACAUCAUAAACACAGUCGUGUCAGUUAAAACACAAGCAACCUUUGUUUGAUCAUCCCUCCAUUUCCAAAAUUAAAACAAAUUUAGAGCUUGAUUUCCCAACACCUGUCACAGACAAACAUAGGGCGGAUGAAAAUAUGGCUGUUAUCAUUUUAUCCUGUCACACCCAUGCCAUUGUUUUCUGGCAGGCUGAGGUAGGCUGAGGACAGCGAUUGUGCGAGAUUGCGUGCGAGGUGUGCCACUCUGAAUCUGAUUAACAAAUAUGUGCUCUUUUAUGGUCAUUUUCUCCCAACUAUGCAAACACAUUUCCUCUGGCUAUUCCACUGCCCAUUCUUGCUCUACUUAUCACUUUUUGGAGAUUUGCCAACUCCCAAACCCUGUUUUGUUUGUUGGUGAAGGCAGGAUUUCACAGAAAGAGUCCUCCUGUAUUCAGAGGCAGUAGGUAAGACUCCAGUUAAAAGGGAAAAAAGGAAGAAAAAAAAAAAACAGGGGUCCUUUCUGCAGCCAGUGUGGGGAACUAAUUUGCUAUGACUGCAGUAGCCAAGCUGCUAUUGUAGUUAAUGACUGUUGUAGUUAACAGUUGGGGAAAGGGGUUGCAAUUACACUGAGAGUUUUCUGCCUCUGCUCUCCCUUUGUCUUCCUCUCCCUCUCUCUCCCUUUCCUCACUGCACUGAGUAAUAGCGACCGACUGCGUCGCUGCUGCCAAUUGCUUGAACCCCCUUUUGUUAAAGUUCAUGUAUUUCUCUAGUGCCGGGCCCAAUGAGGUGAUGUAUCCUUUUGAAUGGGGACCACAUUAGUCUCUCUCACCAGCCCCAGUUCGAGAGUAGAGGCCUUGACUCCCAUUAUGAUUUGCCUACAACUUCACACAGACAAUUAAUGAAUGGAUCUUGGAACUACUUCAGCGCACCCAGGCUGUAAUGGAAUUGUGCUGCUGUUUGGGCACUCUUUGUUGGUGGGAGCCAUAUUGGUGACCAGCUGGCCAUUAAAGACAGAGACAGGCCUGGACAUAUGUAGUGUACAUUAUAUCGAGGUAUUUACUGAAUAAUUUACUGAAUACACAAUGUGCACCCUCCUCGCAGCAGCUGCAAGCCUCACCCAUCAUCUUGUCUCAGAUUCUCUCUCUCUCUCCCACACACACGCACACACACACACGCUGCAGCCACAGCCUCCUUCUGAUUCAUGCCUGGCCAAAGUCAUUGACUUCAUUAUUCUUGGCUUCAUAUCUGUGAUAACUGGGAAAACAGAGUGAUUCAUUUUUUUUUGCUAAGCAUCUGAAAAGUACUCAAAAGUAAACUUUGCAGAGAGACUUGAAAAGAGUUGAACUGUUUGGCUGAAGUGGCUGAAAAAAGCAGUCCCAGUGCUGCUAAUUCAGUCAUUCAGGAGGUGCAGCAUUACAGGCUGGCAGACUGACCCUCACAUCUGGAUAAGCUGUUCUGUGGUGUGGUGGAAUCAAAGACUAAUAUGGCAGCUCUCUGCUUAGCGCGCACACCCUGUCAUAGUAACACCUUUUUAAGCAGGGAUGGCUGCGGUAUUUUAGUUUUAUAGCCAUCAUCAGAAAGGCUGGUCCCACUCUGGAUCACAAACCAAGUAACAAACUUCAACUGUUUGCACAAUGGUCCUUUUCGCCAACCACCAAUCCUGCUCAAACUCGUAUCCCGAAGGACUCUGCAAGCAUGAAAAGAUCAAACGUUUCAGCACCCCACCUAUAUUGAUAUAACCCCACCCAUUUAAACACAGGUGUCACUACAAGAUAUUAGCUUUCUUUGAAAGAUCAAAUAUUUUGUCUGUGCUGGUUUUUCAAAAGAAACACAGCCUCCAAGCAGGGCUCCGUCUUUUGUCCUGGCCUGGGUUAAUAUGAGAGGAGGCUUCUUUACAUCCCGUCCAGCCGGCUGCAGCUCAGGCUUUUAACCAUUGGCCUGACAACCUCAGCAGCGGACCGCCACAAUAUCUGUUGAUGUUAAUCCUAUUAGGCUUGAUUUAACACUUUACACGCCCAUGAUUUAUAUGAAUGUUUAUUGGUUUUCUGUAAUAUAAUCAGCUCAGGGAAACUUAAUGCAUUGUUUGGUAAUACACGCGUGACUGGAAGCAGGGGGCAACAAACUGCGCCCGGUGUUAUUUGAAAUCAUACACCCUCGUCCAACACCAACACUUGAACUAAUUCAAUCUUCAAAGUCAAUGGAAAAAGAACAAUAUUUAUUAGGAUUAGGGGGGACAUUUUGUCUGGCAGCCUCCUCCCAAAUGAGAGCCUUGUUUUUUCCUUUGUUGAUCGUUUGAGGAUUUAAGAUGCAUUAGAAGGCAGUGUCUGGGUGGAUAAUGGAAGGUUAGAGACUGUUAUUUGAUUUAAGUUCAGGCACUAGAGAUUAAUAUCUCCAUCCUAUGUGCCCUCCCUUCCCACCCUCUACCCCCAGCGCCUCGGACCAAAAAGGGGCGACUUAAGUUACCGGGUAUUAGCUUUGAUUACAAUUCUUAGAGGACGGCUUUGAUCAGUGACACAAGUUGAGUCUCAUCAGUUCUGUCAUUAUCUCUUGAGAGAAAAUGUUCAGUUUUGUGGCACAAAAACAACCUUAUCCCACCAUCUUUCUUGUCUCGAUGUUGUUUAUUUCAAGUGUGCUGAAUUGACUGUGUGUCAUUCUGCAUGUUUCCACAGUCAGCCAGCUGCAGCAGACCCUGGUCUCUGUUCAGGAGCUCCUCAUCCAGCAGCAGCAGAAAAUCCAGGAGCUGUCUCAGGAACUAGCAGCAGCAGAGGUAGAUUUCUCACCUUUUAUUAGCCAGCACAACCCACAACCUGUUCUCCUUUUUCUCAUUUAAGGGGGGGCACCGGUCUGUUGUGACCCAACACUUCUCCUGCAACUGUCCCCCCAUGUAUGUGCCUGUCUUCUGUAUGUUUCUUGGAAGGGAUGAACCAUAAAUUGGGAAUUUCCUCAUGUGGGACCAAUAAAGGAGUAUCUUAUCUUAUCUUAGUUUGACUUUGCUGAAAAAAUAUCAAAUUUACUUUUGUUGGGUUUACUUGUCCUCUUUAGAGUUUAGCAGCUGUUUUUACAGUUGAUGAUUUGACGUGGAAACUAGCAUGUCAUGGGGUUGGAGAUGCUCUCAAAAGGUAAUCGGUUUGUUUGAAAAAACUAAGAGUGUCUCCCUUAGCCAUUUCAGGUAAUGACGUACCUGCGUCAGGACAUCUUACGGCAAACUGACAUCAAUGAGAAAAGCAACUUAACCAAGCUGGCAAUAAGUGUUUUUUACUGUAGCAUAAACAUCAGCGCUACAGGCUUCCGCUUUCUGAGGUCCUCUGUGCAUGAUUAAAGUUUUUGAGGGGAGAUAGGCAGGCAGUAACUCUGAAAUUGCAGAAGAGAACAUUAAACAUGAAGUUGCAGGUCAAAAUGUCUAGAUUGAUGAAGAGAGGAAAGAGGUUUCUCGAGGCCUCUCUGUACUAAAAUCUCACGCGUUUCCCUGAGUCAUAACUACCUAAGACGGACAGUCUUAUGAUACUGUAUAUCAUCUGAACACAAGCUGCUAAAAAGUAUGGUGCAUCUCAUCACGGGACCAUAAUCUUUAACCAUAUUGUCGUUUCUCUUCGUCUUGAUUUUUAUAGACAGUGUUCAUAAUGGACUCAGAAUUGUAAGUGUUUAGGUGAAUCGGACUGAAUCAUUGUUCUAAAAACUUAUGUGCAGAGAUGAAAUGUUGCUUGCCUUUUAUAAUACCGCUCAUAAAUUGCUUUAUGAUCUCAGGGCUCUAAAAAAGUGCCUUGGAAGAGACAAUCUGAGACAAUGUUUUAUGUCCACAGCUUGUUAAGCACAUGGUUUCACUGUAGCAUCUGGAUAUCGCAGGAAAACAUAUGUGGACACAUCUGCUUCAGCACAAAGAGGAAGAAAAAUGUGAAUCUCUUACUUGGAAGAGCUUCAUCAAAAACUGAAGGCUCAUAUCGCUCAGUUUGUGGGGUUUCAAGUUCUCUGCUGCACAGUCUCUCUGGUCGCUGGAGAAAGGAACAGUGGCCUAAUUCUGCAUGUGGGAGCGAUGAUCUCAUAUGACCCCACAUUUGUCAAAAAACUAAACUUUCAGAAGAGUCCUGUUGUGUUUAGUGUAAGCCCACUUUAAACAAUGAGUUUCCUUCACAAUUAAAGGACAAGGAGAGUUUUUCUCUUCUCAUUCGUCAUCUCUAAAUCCCAGAUUGGAUUAAAAAGUGUCUACUUCAUUUGCUAUGAGUGCCUUGUUGGACAGAGGUAGUGUAUAAAAAAUAUAAUUCACAUCAAAACACCCAUUAAACAAAUCAUAAACUCUGCUUUAUAGCUAUGGUGUUGAUCUUAAAUUUUCCCUUGGAGUCGGCACAAGGCCCUCUGUUGUCCCAGGCCAUGAGGGAAAUUGGGAAAUUGUUUUCAGGUCGGAGAUGUUUGAUGAGAAACACAUGUUGGAGCUGGUGAGCUACUUAUCAUUCACCGUUUGCAGCUUUCAAGGUUUGCAUCACCACGCCACUCAAAGUGCGCCACGCUUAGCAAUUAUACCUCUCAACACGGAAAUGUGCCUUUAACCCGAAACACAUGGAGACUUCUGUUUCCUCAGCUGCUAAGUAAACAUUUCUCGUAGUUUGGAAACCGCUCAAUUGCGGAGUGCGUUUUGCUGUCCCAAAACUGGGGACCUCAUUAUGGAAGUGAGUUUAAACAGACUGACUCAUGUCCUCACACACACACAGACACACACACACACACACACACACACACACACAAGCUGAUGCUGCACUUUUCUAUACUUCAGAGCCUGAGACAGUUCCCUUUUUAUUCACUAUUCUCUCAGAUAUCAUGGCUCUUUAGAGACAUGUUGCUGUAUUCUACCACUGCUGUUCAGAAUGGAUUUGCCUGAGGGUGAUUAAUCCCAAAUGUUAAACAGCCAAGUCUAUUUCUGCCUUAUUAUCAUUACAAAUCUGCCUGUUAACUGUGUUUACCCUGCUGUCUCAACUCACUGAUCGUUCUCUUUAUUAGUGGAUACUACAUUGAAGAUUAGAAACCGCCUCCUCGCUCGUGUGAGAUGAACUGCCAGUGGGAAAGUGCAUAAAUAGAGUGAAAUCAAUUGCACUGUACCAGUGUUUCCACUCAAAAACCCUCCUCUGGGGACUUCCUUUUGAAACUAAUUCCAUCAUAAAUAUACAUGCGUUACAAGAGAACACACUGUCUGCCAGCGGAGUAACUGUGAAUUAAUUUGCCUUCAGACACUCUUAAACAAGGCUUGUUAAAGAUCUUAUCUUGUUGCUAAUGGUCCACAGGCAUUUAUCUUCAUUUAGCCAGAUGCAUUGCCGUCCUUGGGUGCUGCUAGAGUUGAUAGUCUUUUUUUUUUCUUUGCUUGUAUAUUUUUCUUUUUUUUUCUGAAAGCACUUAGUUAACCAGCAGAAAGAGGCCAACUCCUUUCGCACCCAGGCACCCACCCGAGACAUAUUAGUUAUACGGCUUUUAAAUCUGCUCCACAACAGCCGACAUCCCUCUCAGAUGUUGGGAUGCAAGUGUUAUCUCGAUUUUGGUUUGUUGGUUUUAUUUGCUUGUUGGUUGAUCAUGCAUGAUCCCUUAUGCAACAUGCAGUGCUGAGUGGGGAGUAAUGUUCUCUGCCCUUUGGGCCACAUAGAGCCCUUAGAGCCCUGCACCUUUACACAUGGAAGUAUGAUGGAGGUCAAAGACUGGAGAUAAAGAAUAGAGACAUAUACUCACAAUUACCUAUGAUCCAUUUUUGCAAAUGUUGUAUUAUUUUAGUAAAUUGCAGUAUGUGACAAAUAGUUUAAACAAGUGACACAACAGUACUUGAGAAUAAAUGUUCAAGCAUAUUGACAUGCAGUGAUUCAGCAAUUGGAAAAUGGCAAAUUCACAAAUGAAAUUAGUUGACUGUGUUUAAAUUGUCUACAAGAAAAUGUACAUGCAUUUCGCUCAUACAUACUAACCUCCAUGUACUGUCAAAGCUCAUGUGAGGAAUUCCACUUGACGUUGGAACGUUCCACUUGGGUGGCAACCAUCUUAAAAAAUGGCCAUCAUCCUGAAAUUUCAAAUGGCCGGGUCACUUUUCUAGUUAAGUGACCCAUGGAGAAUGUUCAUGCCAAUUUUCAUGCUUGUAUCACCAACUGAGCAAUUCUGGCUAAAACUUGGCCGCUGCACUGAGCUGACUUUUUUAUACGUGACAAAUGAAACUACAGACAAUUGAAUUUCCCUUGGGGAUAAAAAAAGUUAUUCUUAUUCCUAUUCUUAAUGGAUAUAAACCAAUGAAGAGGUUUAUUUAUAUGACAGAAAGAAAAAAUUAUAUGCAUUAUGUUUUACCAAAUUUAAAUAUCUUAUUUAUAAGCUUCAGAUAAAAGAAAAGAGCAGAAAAAAAAAACAUAUUGGAGGAACAACAGUCUGACUGUACUCUCUUCUGUCAUGCUAUAUCACAAGGGGACCACUGAUAUCUCCAUGGUGAUCUUGCUUUUGCACUUAAAGGUGCUAAAUCAUUGCUAAUGUUAAAUAUUUUAAACAGCGGUUGUUAAAACAUCACAUCUUAGCUCAUUUAUACUUUCUAUUAAAAAUGUGUCAGCACUCUAAAAGGUGCUUUUAAAUUGAGUCAGCCUUGUUUCUUUCACUCUCACCAGUCACUGAUACCCCUUCACUCAGCUUAGACCUAAGAUGUUAGUGCACUUACACAUUGUGGGUGUACAAUUCAGCACUGGCAACAUUUAAUUAGGUUUCUUCAGAGCCAAUAAGACAUAUGUCAAUGCUGGUGUUGUGUGACAAGUCUUCAUGUGAGAUAUUAUUUGGCACUGCUUUGUGGAUAAUGCCCAUUUAGCAUAUAGUUGUAGAAAGCAGUUAACAAUUCUAUGCUAAAGGCUUUUUUUUUCUUAUGUUGAGGAGAGGAGCCUUUACAAUGCAAUCAUUUGGAGCAAUUUGUUUUUUUGUUCAGUUGAUUUUGUAGCUCUGAGUUCUUUUAGCUUAGCCCAUACAGCAAUUAAUUUUUUUGGAUGUAAAAUGAGAGAGAAGGAGAAUCCAGCCUUAUUAUACUAAUGCCUUUGGGAGGGGAGGGAUUAAGAUGGUUCUAAUGAGGUGACUGCUGUAAUAAGAGUGUCUUCAGCCAGCCUCCAAUGCACCACCACUAAAACACUCCUUAUCAGUGAGGUUUAGGAGUCGAUAAGAGCUAUAUAAAAAAAAAAAAAAAAAAAAAAAGACGCCUUCCCUACUCGCCUCCUUCUCGGUCUCUGUUCACUUCUUCUCCUCUGCCUCCCUCCUUCCACUGUAAAUGAGUCUGAUCCCUUUCAGAUGUGAUUCAAUUAAUUUCUCUUAGAUUUAAUUACAAGCAAAAGAGUCCAAGUUAUCCCUCUCCCCUCAAUAGGGGGUCCACGCUUCCUAACAAGCUUCCUCUGGUGAGUCAGUAGAGUCUUAAUUACAGUUUUUACUUUUCUUUAAUCCCACUUUUUCCCCUUGUCUUUUCCCUCCAAUCCCUAUGGUCUCAACAGUCUAGCUUUCUUUUCUUGCACUUGUUUGUGCUUGUUAUAUAGAGAUGGACUGUGAAUUGAUGGUUAGGUACAUCAGUGGUUUCCUGCUUUUUGGCUUGAGGCCCUCUGUAAAUAAAAAAGAAUUCUCAUGAUGCCUUGCUGCAGGUUGCAUAUGUCUUAGUCAAAGACAGUCAUCAACUACUCAGCCUCAGUUAUUGUAACAUGAUGAGCAUGGUAAGAAGUAAAAUAAGGCAAAAUACUGCAUUAUUCUUCAACCUAUAUGUCUGUUUGUACUUGGUGUUACAACAUCCAGGCCAGAUUUAUGAAAUCAGAGCUGCUCACUGAUCAUCACUUGGUUGUCUGCUGGAUCUGAUAUAAGUUUAUGAAACAGAGCUACUGAAUCUAACUUGUAGAAACAGUUAAGUUGUAUAAAAACAUAAAGAUGAGACCCUUGCCUAUGGAGACUUUCAACUCAAACCUUGACAGAAAUGUCUCAUAGUUUGAGGACGUGGUAUCUUAGUUGGUCGGUGUCAGGCAAGGAAAAUAUCAGCCUUUGAAGUGUUAAAAGAUGGUGGGGUUAGAAUCACCAAGUAUAGAAGGAUUUUGGAAACAUGGGGUACAAAGACUUAAAGUUGGCAGAUAAAGAAGAGCUGUUUGUUGCUUAGGUUUUAUUCAGCACAGAAAAGAACUGCUGACUCACACAGGGGACAAUGUUGACUUGUGGUAAAAGCACUUUCUGGAAGUCCUGAACCUAACAAACAUGGCCUGUCUGGUAAAUGUAGAGUCAGGGUUUGAUGAAAAACUGUCCCAUCCAAGGCUGAAAGUCCAAAAGCCCAACAAGUCCAAAGUAGGGCUUACGCAUUAACCUUGAGGUACUUUGUUGAGAUGUCUUAGCCAGUACAGAGGUAACACCACACUAAAGGACUCCAUUAAGGUUUGCAUUGAAAAAAUAGAUGUUCAGCAAUGCUCUCCAGUCACCAUUCAAUCAAAAUAUACAACCUUUCCGGAAAACUCUCCCAGGCAGGGUUGUUGGAUAUGAUGGAGUCUUCCUACCCACUGUUUUAUUUAUUUACCCAUUGAUUUAUUGAUUGAUUUAUUCAUUUAUGUGGGGGUGGGGGGUGGUCUUAACUGUGUCACCUGAACAUCUUGUACCACUGAUGGAGGCCACCCAAUCCUUGGAAAACCAAAAUGAGAGCUUGAAUACACUAAGACAGUUGUUGGAAAUGGGGAAUUACUCCAUUCCAGUUGGGGUGAGUUAUUGCUCCAAGACCAGGAGGUCAGGGGUAAAAUACAGUGCAGGGACUGACAGGCAGAUUACCGCAGCAUCAGCAGUAAUGAAGGCAUUGCAAGUAGUGAACAGAGCUGAGACAAACCAUGAUUAAAUUUACCUGACAGUCUAAGUUCCAACCUUCCCCUAUGGUUAUGAGAUUUGGUGAGGAACACAAAAAUGGGAUCUAACAUACAAAGACUUAGAUUUCCGUUGGGAGUUUUGAGUAGAGCCACUUCUCCUGAGCAUCAAAAAGAGACAGCUAAGGGGGUUUGGGCAUCUGAUUGUGAUGCCUCCUGGGUUUCUCCCUUGAGGGGUUUUCCAAGCUCAUCCAGAAGCAUGGUGGUUGUGGAUUAUAUCCAGAAUUUGCUGAAGGAAUUACACAUCUUAUCUGGCCUGGGAAUGCUUAGGAAGCCCAAGAGGGAUGGAGAUGUUUGGGAUAGGAAUGUGCCGAGUAUCUCGAUCAGUCUUCUGUCAAUGAGACCUCACUUCAUUCACGUCAAGAACAUGUAAAUGGUCUUUUAACUUUGGGUUCUUACCCAUUGUGUAAAACUGGAAAGUAUAAUUUAAGUAGGCCUAUGUAGCAGGUCUGUCUAUGUAUGAAAAAGUAAGAGACGGCAUCAAAUACUUUUAUUUCAUGUAUAUUGUAUUCUGUUAAGUAUACAAGAAGGUAUUUUCUAAAUGAGUUUCUAAAUGAAUUGAUCAGUCAAGCACGGUGUUAUUCAUGACACUCAAAGCAAGCAGCCAGUGCAGCUACAAUGUUUAGCCAUGUGUGAGAGAGCUAAAGCCACAGCUGCUUUGAUGUCUUCCAAAGUCAGGCAAGAACCGUCGCAUGCAACUGAAUGCAAACAUCUUUGCAAAACGGUCCCUACACCUGUACAUCGCAACUUAUGGGGCAUCUCUGCGCUGAAUGCUCUAGGAUUGUUACCCGCAAUCAAAUAACUUCAAAAGAAAAUCUACAGUAAGUGUCACAUAGUUAUGAAGUGAGAAAAGACACUGUAUUGUCUGCAUAAAGAAAGUGAAAGUUAAUGGCUAUGCUCUUCUGCAGUUCCAAGGUUGGACAAAAAUUCCCAGUGCAUUUUGGUCGUCUUUUAUAAGGAUUAUAUAGUAAAUAUGAGGAGAAGUAACUUAAUUAUAAUACUGCUUUAUAAGGUAGCUGUGGCUCAGUGAUAGUCUUGUCCCACUCUGGAGGUUGGCAGUUUGAUCUCAGCCUCCACAGUCAACUUUUGAGGUGUCUUUGGUAGGGGUUUGCCAACUAAUCAGCUCGUGGGUUUGCUAGACAACAGUCAACUAUCAGAGUCAGAAUGGCUGGGAUCUGGCCUUGACUCUGCAAUGUGGCUAAAGGCUCCAGCUUGACAAGCUCGACAUUUAUCCAUAAGGAAGUUCCUCAGUGAUGAUGACACUGUCUAGAAUAAAACGGUGGUUGUACAUGUCUGUAGUACAACAAGAACACAUCUGCCUUGUGUCGCAAUGUCAAGAUGAAACACUCGCUGCUGACAGCUAGCACUAACAAGCAACUUUAAACGCUUGGACUGUUAUAGGAGCAAUUUUCAUCACUAAGUAGAAUCACUAUUUCAGAAACUAGUUAACUACUAAAAACUAGUAAAACAUAAAACUGGAUAAAAAUGUUACUAUCAAUUAUAGUAAUAAUAAUCAGAGAGGCACCAGGAGUAACAUCUCUUUAGGAUGACCUGCAGAGACAUGUACUGAGCUAAUAACUGCAGGAAAAAUGCCUGACAGUAAUACACACCGAGAAUAUCCACUUAUCAACAUGUGGGAGUAAAAUUUAUAAUCAGAGUUUGGCUUUUAAAAUUGUUUGUUUACCAAAACAACUGCUGCUUUUGACUAUGAACCAAGUUUUCUUUGAGAAAUCUCCCUAAAAAGUAAAGAAAACCCUUUGGAUUUAAGAGAAGAUACAUAAAGGAACUGUGUAACUCUGUUCAUCAUUUCACAAGCUCUGAUUUAUUUUAAAGUUCUUGGUUGUCUAAAUUCCCAUGCUGGGGCUUCCCCAUAUGUGCUGCUAUAAGAUUUUUAUUAAUGUUUUGUAGUUGCUUUGCAGUUUAAUGAUGAACUUUUACCAUCAGAUGUGUUUUGUCUGUAGGCCUUUAAACUUUCUGUUUUACAGCUCCCUCUGUCAAAGUCCUGCCUAUCCCUAAAAACGUGCUGUGUGGACAGAUUUUUGGCAGCAAUUUGCCAUUCAAAUACUCUGUAGCAUUUCAUGCCACACCGGUUUGUGCGAUAACAUGCCUUUGAUAAAAGACAAAAAGAACAAUACAAACUGCUAAGCUAUGGUCUGCCUUCAUGAAUGUGGCCUUUGUUCAAGACAAAGUCAUUAUCCAAAACACUGGACACUGGCCUAAUCUUUUCUAGAUAGUAUGGAAAAUUAUGUAAAAACAGCAUGAUUCACACUGACUGGACUUUGCACUCAGAAAGGACAGAAAACUGGGUAGAGCUAGAUUGUUUGUCCUUCUUGCUCUCAUCACCAGCAGUUGGCAGUUUUGAGGUUGUUAUGGUGAUGGAUGACCUGACUACACAAAAACAUGUGGCUUUCAGCAUUUGCAUUUGCUAUAUUUGUUUACCUUGUAGCUCAUGUCCAUUUUUAACAAAGCUUUUUUUUUUCUUUUGUGCUGUUGAGACUCCGCACGGAGGAGUUGCUGAAAGGCCUGUAUUGACUUUGUGUUCCAACCGGGCAUGUGACCUGAACUAUGUUAGUGUGUUUGUCAGUGACAGUUGUGUGUUUGUCUCACUUGUGUGUUUCCUACAGACAUCAUCUUCAACCAACCGAGUUCUGGACAGUCAAACAGUCGGAGAGCUGAAGGCUGAAAUCGUCUCUUUGAAGGGCUUACUGCUCAGCAGGUAACAAAGCCCCCAGACCCCACUAACAUUAAACAGUUCAGUUGUGUGUGUAUGCAUGUGUGUGUGUUUAAGGGCAGAUGCCUAACUGUUUUCCUGCACUGUUUAGUUCCUGGAUUUAGUCCAUUGGAACAAUGUGACAGUGUUUUAAAGGAAUAACUCACUGUUCACAUGAUUAGCAAUUUCCAUCGACACACUGUGAGCUAACAUGUAUUCAAAAUGUGUUUUUAGCCACUUUUUACUUACACCUGUCACUGCACAGAUCAUUUUUCUCCUGAAGCUCUUACUCAGGAACUUAUCAGACAGAUUUUAAAAGAAGCAAAUCGGCAGGUUAAGAGGAUAAGAUCAAUCUCAUGAGGAAAUGUGUCACCAGAAUAAGCAAAGCGUUCAGUGCACCGCUCCCUGGAUGAAUCUUAAUUUGGAAUGUGAAAGAAAAUGAUUCAAAAUACAAUGAUUUAAGAAACUAGAACUCUGGAGGAGCUCACCUAAUUUUUUCAAAGCUUUCAGCUGCAUCCCAUGAUCCUACUCAGAGACUUUAGCGUAGUAUUUUUAUUUAUUUAUGUAUGUGUUUGUGUGUGUGUGUGUGUGUGUGUGUGUGUGUGUGUGUGUGUGUGUGUGUGUGUGUGUGUGUGUGUGUGUGUGUGUGUGUAUGUAUGUAUGUAUGUAUGUAUGUAUGUAUGUAUGUAUGUAUGUAUGUAUGUGUGUGUAUGUAUGUAUGUAUGUAUGUACGUGUUGCUAUUCCAUCGUGUUGACACCAAAUACUAAAUAUAACAGUGCAUUACACAGCAGCUGGAAAGUCUUAGAGAGAUAUUCCAGUAUAAAAUUAAUUUAUGGUCAAACACACCGUAACACUGAGUUAGACACCCCCUUGAAAGAUAAAUGUUGCAGACUGCUUGCUGCUCUGGUUAUACCAACUUUAGUAAUGAUAGCAUGAUAGCAUGAUAGCAAUACACAGCAGUCUAAGGAGCCACAUGCUCAACCAAAACGCCACUCUAUAGCCACAAAUAAUGCUCAGAACAGCACCUAACUUCAUCAACAGUACAUAUAGGGUCCCAGCCAUCAAACACCUUAUUUCCUUUGCCUUAUUUCUUUAGCAAAGAGACCAGCUUUAGCUUUUUGGUUGGGGUUUGCACAUGGAGGAUGUAGACCGCUGUGUAUUGCUUCUGUGCGGUCGUUGCUAAAGUUGGUAUAACUAGAGAAGCAAGCAGUUGGCAUUAUUCAUCUCUAGAGGGGGUGUCUAACUCGGUGCUACAGUGUGUUUGAACUUAACUGAAAUUUACACUGGACUAUCUCUUUAAAGUUUUGAUUUUUAAAGGCAUUUGAUGUGCCACUGUGACACAGCCAAUCCUCAAAUGAGCCCUUUGAGAGAGGUGCUGAAUGGAGACACCGCUGCAGUUUGCUCUUUGGUGAAAGUGUCUGGUGUAAAGACGCAGUUGUAAUAACUAAAAUUUAAUCCUGGACUGAUGUUCAUUUUAAAUCCCACCUUAAACAACACAGAUCACUUACAGUCUCUUAAACUUUUAUAUUUUUUUUAAUCAAAGGAAUGACUAUAAAAAAUAAAGAGGAUACUAUCAAUCACAUGUCGAUGCUUUCGGCCUUUUGGAAAUCUUAAUAAAAUUUAACCUUUUUUGUAUCUGUUUCUGAAGAUAUUUAGGAUACGCCCUGAUAUCCCCUGAGUCUUCCCAACUUUAUUUCUCAAUCCAGUCAGGCACAGCCCAGCUCAGCCGGCCACAUUAGUAUGCAUGAUUGUGUAUCAGUGUCUAUAAUGAAGCCUCAAGUAAGAGUGUACAUCAGAAAACCAGCGAGGACCAAAAUUGCCUCAGAACUGUCUGGUUGAGCAUGUUUUUUGUUCGUCUGGUACAUUCUAAUCAGUAAUAAUCCCUUUGUCAUUUGCUUUCUUGACUUCCUCCUGACUCUCAAAAUGAGUUUUUGGGGGAAGGCUUGAAUCAUAAAAUAAAAGCUCUCUAUCACCAUCUGUCUCUAAACGUGUUCCCUUCCUGUUCAAAUGAUCCAAAUCAUCUCCAAACUGUUUUUUUUAAACCACCAAGAUGUGGUUAUCACAUUAGGAUUCAGCAAUGUCUUUUUGAUCUUAAAAGCUGCAGUGGGUGUAAUUAAAAAAAAAUCUUGGAGCUUCUUUUCCAGGUGUGAUGAACAUCUGGCUGUUUGAGGGGAAAUGCCAUUUUCUCUUCAGUAAUUAUCAGAAAUACUUCCAGUCCUUUGUGUGUGUGUGUCUGCACGUUAGAAUAUAAACCACUAUUGAGAGUAUGUUCUCACCCACUGUGGGAAGCUGUGUGUCAAUUUUUUGGUCUCAUUUUACCCACUCAUAGUUGCUCACACCGUGGGAACACUUCAUACUCAUAUUCAGAUCACAGUGAGAUUUCUAUGAAGAUUUCAUCAGGCCUCUUUUUCUUCUUGUCUCUUGUCUGCUCAACCCCACCCUGACCCUACAGGAAACAAUUCCCUUCCACUCCCACUGUUCCCAAGAUCCCCUCAUGGCAGAUUCCCCUUAAGCCACCUUCUGCAUCUACCUCCCCAUCUGUCAACCUCACCAACAGCAGCAGCGACAUCUCUCCUGUCAGCAACGAGUCCGCCAACUCUUCCCCCGUUAAAGACAGUCAACAAAGCCCCCAGGAUGCACUGGGUGGGCCGGUUGGGGCUCAUGGUAUCAAUGGCGAAGCAGGCUCUGAGGAUCUAAGUGCAUCUCUGCCUCUGGACUUGAAGGACCAGGUCCGCAUGGAGGUGCAGGGGGAGGAGGAGCAAAAGGAAGAAGAAGAAGAAGAAGAAGAGGAGGAGGAUGUGAAUCAUGUGGAAGAGGAGGAAGAGAAGGACAGGCUGAGCAUGCAGACCGAGGACCGGCGAGGUGGGGACGGACAGAUUAACGAACAGGUGGAGAAACUGAGGCGACCCGAGGGUGCCAGCAACGAGAGCGAGGUGGAUUAGGCGACAGCACAAAAACACUCUCUAAACACAGCUUCUCCUCUCUCCUGACAGCUUUGUUUUAUUCUGCUGCUGUCUCCUCUAAAUUACUCUGUUUGUUUUUUUCUCUCUUUUUUUAUUAAUCUCCUCUGUUUGUCUCCACUUGUUCUGUAACAUGUUAAUCUUAAGCAAAAUAAGGAGCAAACAUGCAAGUGAGAUGACACAAAACUGACAAAUAUUGGAUUGUCUAGUUGACACAGCUUGAUUUACUUUUCAUCAUGCAAACUAGAUGACUGCAUACCCAGCCAAUUACCAUGUUGUCGCAUUUCUUUGGAAGGAGCCAUGAUGAGCAAUAGUCAAAUCAGACUGACUUUUAAAGGCUUAUGCAGUAUUAAAUGUGUGUAGCUCUUCACUUUUUAAUUUUCAUGAAUUGAUCAGAUACUUCACAGCUUCGCCUCAGUGUACUGUGGCUUCACUCAGACUUGGAUACAGACCAGAAAAGCAGCCCUGCACAGACUCUCUCUCUCCUGUAUAGUGCAGCUGUAGGUCAGGAGUCAUAUGUUGCCACUUCAGCCUCAAAGUUACUGUGAGCUUCCAGAAGAGCAUUAGCAGAGUUUGUCUCCCCGUUGAUGGCAAUAGGAGAGGACAAGCUCUUCCAGGGCCGGAGCUUUUAGCCUCUUUUAUGUGUCCUUUCGCAUUGGUGUCAGUCUGUCAAUAAUUCACAAGGCCAGCAGGGUGGCAUUUGGGUGAAAUAAAAGCCCUGAAAUUCGAGAUUAGAAUGUGAUGACGGGCUUUGUUCCACUCUGGUGUCAGAGUGCUCAUAUGCUCAAAGGAGGGGAAGAUAAAUGUUUUUCCCCCUGCUUUCCCUUUUCACUGAGGGCUGAAUUGUGCAUCCCUGCGCGCGUGUUUGUUUGUGGCAGGCGUGAAAAACUCCAGACUGUCUGCUGAGCUGUAUCUGUGUCUCCAGCAGGGCAGCUGAUUUGGUUUGUGAAGUAUGUUAAUAAUCAAAUGAUCAACAAAUAACAGAUGUAUUAGUUCAUGCAGCUUGAAAUGUCAAGGAGGCUAAAAGCGGAAAUCUAAUACAGAAAGCCCAGUUGCAUUGUAUUAUUUUCUGUGACAAACCCUGCGGUCCAAAUUAUGUAGGGCCUCCCACAGUGAGUAAUCUUUACAGAAAACGGCGACAAUAUUUUGUAAUUAAGCUGCAGUGAGACGUCGAGGGCUGGCAUGGAUGGAAGUUGCAGAACUCGUAUCUUUUCUCUCUCUCUCUCUCCCUCUCUCUCUCUCUCUCUCUCUCUCUCUCUCUCUCUCUCUCUCUCUCUCUCUCUCUCUCUCUCUCUCUCUCUCUCUCUCUCUUUCAUUGUGGAGGUGGUUUGGGGGAAGUAGAAAAAAUGCCCCGUGAUUGAAAAGGAAAGUAAUAAAUGAAUACUUGACUUAUUGAAUUACUCACUCUGUCUCCAGUUAACAAGAAGAGUCCACGAGUGAGAAGAAGGGAUAUCAGCUCUCGAGUCGUUUCCACCUCCGUCACAUGGCCUUCAUAGGAACAAAAAAAGGUAGAGAGGAAAAGUACAUUUCUGUGUGACACUUGUCCAAAAAAUGAACUUUCUCUCCUUUUUUUUUUUUUUGAUUGAGUUUUGUUGAAAAUUGUUGAAUGAUGAGACAACAAUGCAGUAUGUAGAGAGACAGAUCAUUUUAAGAGGGGUCACUGAUUGGCCCUUGAUGUAGACUGCUGAUACAGUCUGAAUUGUAAGUGUACAUAUGUGUAAUAAAUUUGGUUUAUCUCAAGCUGGUGUGGAUCCAUCUUAAUUUUUACUGAGUUUUUUUUUUUUUAAACAACUAAACUAAACAACAAAAAAUUUUGAUUCUACAUGACUUUAACCUGUGGGGCAGAAAUCAGGGUGUAAUACAACAAAAAACAAAACACAGACAUAUCAGAGAAUACACAAAUCACAGUACUUUACUUUUAAAAUUGUCACACAUUGAGUAGCUUUAGGAAUGUGCAUUUGAAAACAUGUUCAGUAUUUCUGAAUAUCAAUUGACCCAAAUCCCAAAGCCUGUGAAUCAUAAAAGCAUUUGUAGGUCAGAGCAGUGAGUGUGUGACUGCUGAGCUCCUGUUUUUUUGGCUUGGAUGAUGUCAGCAGCAGUGCUCUCUGUAUCUGUGUGGGAUGAAGGUCCCACAGUACUUUUGAGUCAACUUUACACAGCAUGGUGAAGUAACCAAAACUAAAUUUACAGAAAGCAUGACAGGGCAGGGACUUUCAGCCUGUUUUCAGUUUUCUGGAUGAAAAUGAGCGAGUGACGCAGUUCCACACUGUACCUCUUAAGUUUUUAUUUGUUCCUGUGGGUAGAUUGCACUUGUGUGUCUUGGUUUCUGUAGUAUGACUCAAAUGGGGUUUCCUUUUCCACCCAGAUAAUAUCUUCAGAGAUUUUUGAAAAUGAUUUAUCCUCAACUGCUUUUUGCUCAAUCCAACAGCAUAAAUAAUAAGCUUGAGAUGUGUGAACAGAAAGAGGAGAAGGAUGGUGCGCAGUAACAACAGCAGAGACUAAACACAGUUAUCUUGUGUCACCGUGGUGGAUGCACUGGAGAAAAAGGGACAUGGACCAUUUACGGGCAGCUGUGGCUCAGUUGUAUGGUUUGCUAUCUCCUACUCUGAAGGUUUGCAGUUUAAUCCCGCAUUCUGUCGAGUCCUUGGGCGAGACUGAAUACCAGAUUGCUCCCUGUGACAUGGCCAUGGCUCCCUGUGAACACACGUGAAUGGGA